AAUUCAGUUACGUUCGGAUAUCGGUAAAUGCCGCAACGGUUGUUAGCGUGACGUUCGCCAUCGCUGUCGUCGUCACAAUCGUUCGUCGCUCGCGUGUCGUUCAGUGAUUAUUCAAUUGGUUUCGUUCGUGAAUUUUUUUUUUUGGCCCAACAUAUUUUGCUCACCAUAUUUUCACAUUUUUUUCCCCCGUCUCGUGUCUUAUACAUUUCUACUCGGACUACGGGGGAAAAAAAAAAACACGUAAAUUUAAUUUUCAACAUAUAUAUAUAUACACACAGCAGCCGUCCACGUUUUUGCAAAUCGUCACAUUAUCUUCGCAGUAUAUUUCUAUACGUAAGUUACUCGAAUUAUUGUUGUUUUUUUUUUUUUUUUUAAAUUAUUUAUUACUAUUUAGUAACUCAAAUUAUUUUUAAUCUAUAGUUUAGUCUAAAUAAUAAAUUCAGAAUAGGGGCUAUUAACCAUACUGGGGGCUAAACUCUCCAAGUCAUCUUCACUGUUGCCUAUGUGGCAACAGUGAAACCUUUGUAAAAUAUUUAAAAAAAAAAUCAAAUAGUUAUUAAGUUUUGAAAUUGAAUUUCGUACAUAAUUCGGAAUUUACGUACCUAUUAAGAAAACCAUAUUACUAUAGUAUUCAGUUAGCAACAAAAAAUUAACUUCUACGAAAUUCACAGUCAUAAUGUUUUGAAUGGUUAGACAAUAUUUGUUUAUAUUUUUCUCUGUAGACCGGAUAUCACGAUAAAAAAGAAAUAAAAUAAAAAUAUUAUUUUAUACAUUUAACCUCCUUUCCCUGAAUAUUAUGACGUAACAUAGUCUGUAAGAACAAGAUAAACUCGUGGACGGUCUCGUAGUCAAAAAUAGUGGGUAGGGGGAGUUUAACUUAGAGUAGCUCUAUUUUACGUUACACCCAACGUUUAUGUGAAAAAAAAACAACUAAUCGGUAAAAGAACAAACUCUUAAUAAUUAUUUUUUUUUUUUUUUAGUUUUAGUGGAAAUAAGGAAACUCCCCAGCUCCAAUGCAUACGUAUAUUAUUUGUAUUCUAUUUAUUUUCAAUCCAUAACGAAAUUUUAUAUUAUAUGUCCUUCUGGGAGGUCUCUUAAGCCGUUUUUGGAAGUGUGUAAUUAUUUAUUUGUUUUUUUUUCUGUAUUUUCCCAUCCCGUCCUCUCCAUCGAACUCUCCGUAUCCACGCGAAAAGUCAACUCCAGCUCCCGGGAGCGCUACCGGUUAUUACAGUCGGUUUUAAUUAUAACGAGUGGUUGUAAAUACGCGAAUUUCAAUCUAAUAUUAUAUUAUAUUAACGGUUAGUAAGUACACCGAUUUACAAAGUUCCAUAAAAUAUACGGCAGCGCGGCGAGUCACUGAUAUAUUACUAUAAUUAUAAACGGGUGAUAAUACUAUUAUUUAUAUUGUAUUUUAUUAUUUAUUUGUAAUUUUAUAUCCCGAUAUGCAACGGAUCGAGUAAACGAAAUUGACGAUUUAACGCGCAUAAAUUAUCGAUGUGACGGUAAUAUAACAAUACAUUCACCGGGCAGUACGGAUUUUUGAUAAAAUUUGGUUUUUAAACCAUAAUACCUAUAUUUAUAUUUAGUGAUUUAUUUCGAUUCGAAAAUUGCUAUCGUUCCGAAACAUACGCAUUUCACAUGUACAAUAAAACACUCUUUAAAAAAAAAAAAAACGAUCCGUCUGGCACGCAUUAUAAUGUUAUAGUCCAGGUGGUAGAUAGUUUAGUUGUAUAUGACAGUCAUGGGAUCGAUCUUGAGUAACAGACUACCGGCUACCAAAUCUCCCAGUAGGCCGUGGUAAUAAUGAGUUAGUCAAGCGUGACAUUGAUGGCACCACCAUCACAUUCCACCGUUGCUCUUUAUCAUAUAGAAUAUACGUAGAUAUUACAUAAAUAAGGAUCAUAUUAUCUAUGUACGUAUUCUCAUGAAAUAACACUUAAUCUUUAAUCACAGCAUCAUUCCAUCUUUUCCUGAAUCCGAUAUAUAACGGCAUCUUAUUACUAAUAACAUUAAACACGAAAAUUUUAGACUUUCUUAUCUGUUUAACCAAAUUGAACGUACAAUAACAUAUAAAAACUUGUAGAAUAUCAUCAUAUUGUCAUUUAUAUGUGUUGUGUAUCAUUAUAUUAUGUUUUAUUUUCCAGUAAGUAUUAAUAAUUUUAAAUUUGAUCACGUUUUCAAAAAAUACGACUUCAUGAUAUUAAAUAAUAAAACACACUACAUUAUACUUAAUAAUAGUUGUUAAAGUUUUCCGGAGUCAUCGAAAUCUUUCUAUGGACAAUUUUUCAUUCAUUUCUCAUAUUUGAAAUUCAAAAAUAUAAGACACAUAUGUAAAUAUAUUACUAAGUUACUAUUAAAAUCGAUUAGUAGGUAUGUAUUAUCGCAUUGAUAUUUGUGGAGCAUAUUUAAAACUAAAAAAAUAAUACAAAAUAUCUAAUACCACUGAUGGGUGUAGCACUGUUGUAGGUGGAGGAGGUUGAGAAGGUAAGAUACAUACAGUUAUUCAAUUUAUAUCUAUACGUGCCGGUAAACCAUUAUGACUAGCCCGAAAUUGGCAUAAUGUUUUAAAAAUUGUAUCACUUUUAUAAAACGUAAAUAAACAUAAGUAAAAAAUUAUGAAAAUUUCAGCUAUCAAUGAUUAUUUUUUAGGAAUGAUAAUUUACACUUGUUAUAAUAAUAUGUUAUUUUAACCGGUAAAACAAAAAGAUAAAUAUUUUAUGUAGAACAGUGCUGUUAUAACUGAGAGUUAUUAAUUAAAAAUUUAAAAAUCGUUAAUAAAUAAUAUUUGCUAUAUGGAUUGUUGUUUUAGAACACUUCGAUAAUGUUGCUGUACUAUUAUAAUAUAAUAAUAUUAAUUUUGUGGGAAAAAACGUAUAAUUUCAAGAUUUUAUAAUUUUAUAAAAACACGGAUUUUUUUAAUUUUUUUUUUUAUGAGAAAUAAUGACUUAAUAGAAAAAUCACAAGACAUCUUUAUUGUUGCCUUUUUGAUUUAUUUUCUUAUGGUAUCAUCAUCAAAACUUUUGAGCCACUUUUGAGUUUUUAAGGAAUUUUAAUUUUUGGGAGUUUUUUAAUGUAAUCCCGUUAUAAAUAUACGCAGAGACUUAAAACUUAGUAAUAAUACUUAAAUAAGAUUUAUCUAGACCUGAUAAAAUUUCCAAAAUCGUUGGACGAAUUUUUUUGUUUAAUAAUUGAAAUCAAAUUUAAACGAAAAUCGCAAAUAAAUUACAGCAUUUAAAAUUAUGUAUUACCGAACUGCGCUCGGAAUCGUCUUUCGUUAAGCAAUGGUUUAUCGUUGCUUACAGAUAUAAAUGAAAUAACCUUGUGUAUUUUACUAUCCCAACUUCUCACCUACAACAGUGGCUUCACCCGUCCCCAGUAUCAGCUUUUUUUUUUGGAAGUAACAUUAUAUUAUGCGUUAUAGUUUUUCAAAAUUAUUAUUUUUUUUUAAAGUUUUAUCUUUUAUAUUUGUAAUUAAAAUAUUUAUUCAUACAGGCAUAUUGUAAUGCCAUCAAAGUUAUUACAAUUUAUUUUGUUCUCUCAUAUGAGUAUAAGUAAAAUAAUUAAUUUUAAUCCCGAAAUUAAAUUUUCUACGUUGAUUUGUGUACUUAGGUUCAUCGCAUACUAUACCUGUUUUAAUGAAAAAAUAAAUGUCAAUAUAAGAGUAUAUAUUCAAAGGACUUCCUGGUAUUUUAUUUAUAAUACAUGUGCAUUUUAAUUUAUAGUUUUAAAGCACAAAAUAUUAUAAUUAUGCCUACCUCAUUUAUUUAUUAUUAUUGUUUUUUUUUGAUGUUAAAAACAAAAAUACCUUUGUACUAAUAUAAAUCACCGUGUUUUAGUUUCGAUCUCAGAAUUCCGUAAAUUAUAAUUGAUUUGGUUCAAGGGUCCAUAUCAUAUUAAUUUUAUUCUGAGAAAAAAAAGGUGUACUUAGUUCUUUGUGAAAUUAAGAUUAUUAAAGAUUUUUCUUAGUAAUUUUAUUGAACGUGUGUGUAAAUGACGCAAAUUGCUUUUGAUUUUAGAGAUUAUAUUUUAAAUAAUAAAAAUAUAAAUAUAUAGGCUAGGUUUAAGCCCUCUUUAGUAUAAAUGGACAGAUGGUAAAAUAAAAAAAAAAUAAAAUUUUUGUUAAAAUAAUGAAGUUUACAAAAAAAACGUGAAUAACAAUAGCAACUAAUUUAUUUAUUUUAAAUAUUUAUCUUCUUCGUCAGCAAUAAUCGACAAAUUGAUGAAUGAUACGAAAAAUGGCAUGCACUAUUUUUUUUUUUUAAUUUAUGGUUUUAGCUUACGAUUUUAUCUAUCAUGCUUUUUCUUUAGACUAUCUCAAUGGGAUGAGCUUUUUUAAUUGAAAAUUCUCCAGUAUUCUUCGUCAUGUUGAAUGCAUAAAAAAUUAACCCAUCAAUGAAAGGGCUUGCCUUUAACACAACUGGAGACGCACUGUUUUAGGUAAAGUAAUGAAAGCUGCUGAUGUCAAAGUAUAUCUUAUCUUCUUUUUUAGCAUUCUUUCGAUUUUUUCGACAAAUAUAGGAUUUCUCCUAAGUGUAGCCGCUAUCUCUCCAAAUCUAGAAUUUCAUUAGUCUCCGCCAAUUUCACUACUACAAUGUAAACGAAGGAAAUUCGUAUACAAAAAGGAACCUUCGUCAAGAAAUAAUGCCGUUUUUUUUACAAAUCAGAAAAUCAAAAAGCCGUUUUCUAGCCUAGAGAAUAUUUCAAAAAGUUAUUUUUUUCAAUAAAACGUUAAAUCUACCUCUAACGCUUAAUAUCCUCGAUUAACUUAUUUUUGUCAGAAAUGGAGUUAAGAUAUGAACCAAAUCAAUUAUAGUAACAUAGAUUUUUGAUUUAUCGAAUUUCCGUCUUGUUUUAUCGAUAUACUUACUAAUGCAGCUUGAAAUAUUUCUAUUCUACUCGGUUCAUUAAAUUUUUCUUUUAUCUAUUUUUAAAAUUUUGUUUAGUUCACUAGAAGUUUGGUGUGGUGUACUUAUAUUUGUACGUUUCAUUUAAAAGCCAUUAAUAACUAAAAAACCUAAUAAAAAAAUAAAUAAGUUAACAAAACACAGUAAGCUUUUAAAUAUUCAUUAUGAUUGUUUGUGAUGAAAUAUAAACGGUUUUAACUAUAGUAUAAUUUUCAUAUUAUCAAGUAAUUCAUGUAAUUUUGACAUAAUCAUAGGAUUACGAGUGACAUGAAAUUUAAAAGAAAUGUAAAUUUGUAUUUAUUAUUAUUCUGUGAGCUGUAUUUUUUUUAAUAAAAUUAAAUUCGCUCGUUCUUUUUCUAAAAUACAGUUCGAAACCUAGAAUUUCAAUGCAUUAUGUGUAUUUAAAGGGUAAGCGACACAGUAUUGAAUUUUUGUGAAUAAGGGUGAUACAAAUCAAAAUAUGUCGAGAACCAUUGUUAUAAACAAAUAUUUCAUGAUUGGUAAAACAAUACAAUUCGCUCUUUUUGUGUUUGGCUGCCAAGCUUCAGAUUUACUCAUAGAGUCGGCUGUCUAUGAUUGUUUUAAAUAUCUGUGGCUACUAUAAAACUUUUGUAGUGACUGUUUUUAAUAAUCAUGAAGAGCUAAUAAUAUAAUAUAUUAAUUUAAAUAUUCAAACGUUUCAAACUAAUCAAAUUUUAUUUCAAUGUUUUUUCCUUAUAAAAAUAAGUACUGUUUGAUUUUUUAGCAAUAAUAUUAUUAUUCAGUUAAAAGUAUUCAGACAAUAUAAAUAUGCAUUAAUAUACAUUAGCAAUAAUUCAAAUAAUAUUUAUUAUUAGAUGGUGUUUAUUCAAAAAUGUUUAUUCAAUAUCAACUCUGGACAUAUUGUAAUGGAAUUUUACUUAGUAGCUAUAAUAUUUAAAUGUUUUGUUUUUCCUUUUUUAAUGGUUAAAUAUUAUGUUAUAAUAUAAUGAGUUAUCAAUCAAUAUUAUUUGAUAUUGCCAUUUAUACAUAUUUUUUUUUUUUUUUUUUUUUGAUUGUUUGUUUAAAGAUGUAAAAUUUAUAAAAAAACAAAUAUAAAAUUAUUUAAAUGGCGAUUGACUAUUGAAAAAACAAAAGUGAAAAAAUAUAAAUUAUAUAAUAUAGAGUAACAAUAUUAAAAAUACUAUAUUAUAAUAUUAUGCCAUAUUUUUUUUUUCUGACUGUACAACCACAAAGUCCAUUUUGGCAGAAAAGACAUCACACCUUUAUAAUUAUAAAUACCUAAUAGAUUUUAGUAAAUUGUUAUACUGUUCUGUUUAAAAUAAACUCUCAAUACGUUUUAAUCUAAUUAUGGUAAUUUAGCCACGCCUGUAUACUGACUACAUUCAUACUAUUUAGUGUUUACUUACUUGUUAAAUAACAAUAAAAAAGAUACCAAAAAUAAACAAUUUGAAGUAUUUUCACUGGAAAAAAAAAAUGUUUUCUGAGGAAAAGAAGGAUUCAGACCGUAAACUAUUAAGAAUUUCAAAAAAUAUGUAAAGUCAAGUAUUGCCGAGCAAAAUUUUCACAUUAUUUGAAGUAGGUAUUGCCUAUAAAAAACGGAACAAACAAUAAAGAUAAUUUAUUUAUAAUUUUAAAAUAUUAUAAUAUUAUUAUAGAGAUUAUUCUAAUUAUUAUUUGAUGAAUAUUAAUAAUAUGGAAUUGUAUAUCCAAUAAGUAGGAAAAUUCGUAUGGUAAAUUAAAAUAGCUAAAGCAAACAACAUGAUAUUCAAAUCAAUUACUAAAUUUAGUUAAUUUACUACAUACAUAUUUGUACAUUAAUAAAAACCAAACUGAAUAUAUAAGAACCAAACAAAUUGAAUAUAAUUCUGAGUUUAUUAUCAAUAAACAAAUAUUAUGUUCAUUCUUCUAAUAACAUUUAUGCCUGUUAAAUUAAAGGAAAUUCAGAUUUUACCCGUAAGACAAUAACAGGAUUAAUUACAGAAUCGUGACACCAAAAUUAUAUAUUAUACAACAUUAUGUUUCGAUUAACGGAAGUACAACAAUCACUUUGUCGUGAAAAUUAUUGUUUUAACUAUAUUAUAAGUAACACGGAAAACAAUAGUAUAGCUGUUAAUUAGGGCUGUGAAUUUUAAUUGCAAAAAAUGCAAUUAAAUAUGCACCUAAAAUGCAAAAAAUGCACUACAAUUUUAAAAAUUGUAAAAUGCACUUAAAAUGGUUUUUAAUUCAAUUUUUAUAUUUAUAUUGAUAUAAGUAUACUAUAUACAUAUAAAUUUAUUUACUUAGUAAAAUAAAUUAUAAAAAUGUUGAUUAAAUUUAAAUUUUGACUGGUUCGUGACUGAAAAUUCAUGACUGAUAUACUGAUAGGCCAAAAAUAACUUAUCUAGCAAUUGCCUAAUUUUAUCGAAUUAUUAUCUUUACCUAACCCGUAUACAGCUUGUGUAAAAUAUUUUAUAAAAUAUAAAUUUGACGUAUAUACAGCCUAUGAAAAACAAAAAAAAUGUUUUCAAAGAUUAACGGGAUUUGAUUAAAAUUACCAAAAAUGAACUAAAAAGGAAAAUAUGAUCUAAAAAGACAAACAAAUGAUCUAAAAAAUUAAAAACGUUUAGAAAUGCAAAAUAAAAGUUUCGUGAAUGGUUUUGUUGUUCCAUAGUUCAAAUUAUAUAUUAACAGAUCUACGUUCCACAAUCACCAAAAAAAAAAAAAAAAAUGCAGUUUCCUACAAAUUCACAGCCCUAUUGAUAACAUUUUAUUUUGUUUAGAUUCUAUGAUCUUAGUUUUACUAAGAUGUGUUUUUUCUCGAAAAGCAUGUUUUUAGUUAGUUAUUUUUUUACUUUGUGCAUUAAAAUUUACGAAUUAUAUUCAUUGGGGUCACUAAAGACAUUUAAAUUAAAAACAAAACUAAAAAUUCUAUUUUUAUACGGUCAAAAAAAAUAAUAAAGGUGAAAUCAAUAGUGAUUUUAAUGGUGUUCUUUGAGGAUAUUUUAUUUUAGAAGGUUAAUUACGUACCUACUGUGUUUUAAUGUGCUUUCAUAUUUUCAUGUAUGCAAAUUGAGGUAAAAUGAGUUAAUUUUUUAUUUGGGAUAUAAAUUCGAAUUAAUAAAUUAAAAAAUUGCGUUACAUGAGUUAGGUAACUACCUAAAUUAAUCAUACAUUCGAAUUACUUCCAUUUUUAAUCAAAUAUUUCCUUCGGUAUCUAUUAGUCUACCUACUCGAAAAUACAUGUAUCAAAGAUUGUUUUAAAUAAUAUAAAUGUAGUUGGCUAUUCGCUCACAGUAAUAAAUAUGCCUACCCUAAUAAUAUAAUGAUGAAGGUUUUUAGCCUUGUAGGCACUACGAAGAAUUAUUAGGUAUUGUAGUAUGAUAGUAUACUACGAUAAUAUCGUAGGUGGAUACAUAAUUACAAUAUUUGAAUUAUGUAAGUAAAUUUAAAACCCUAUAUAAAAAACAAUGGAUCGUCUGUUAUUUGGUGGAUACAUAAUAAUCAAAUACACAUUUUUGAAAAAAAGAAAAACAUUGAAAUUCUUAGAAAUACUGUUUUUGUUUUCACUUUACUAAUGCUCAUUGAAUAUACUUGAAAAUUGCAAUUAAUAAGAACAAAAAUCAGAAUUAAGAUCUUAAGGCUCUUGUUAGGCCAAUUGUACUUUAAGUUUAUAGAGCAAGAGCGUUCAUCUAGUCUGACGUAAUCAAAUUAAUAAUAUACAAAAAGGAGAUUUUGUUAACAAUAUUUGGAUCAAAUAGAAAUGUCCGAAGGCGGCUAUAAAAUAAAGCAAAACCGAGUACUUAUUACUUUAUUUAAUCAUUUCAAAAUAGUGGACACAUUUAUGAGUCAGAGAUUUAGGUGAGCUGAACAUGUAUGAAGCCAAAAACCAACUAAUAAAAAAAUGGAGACAUAAUACAAUUAUUUGACCGAUGGGAAGGCCUAGACAACGAUGGGUGAAAAUUGUAGAAGAUCUUCAAUAUGUAAAAGGUAAAGAAAGAUUGUGGAAUCAGCAAUGUACCUAAAUGACCUUAAUUAAACAAAAAAUAAAUAAACAAAUACUUGAAACUAUGGAUUUUAAUACUAAUGAUUCCUGCAUUUGUUGUAAUUCUCAAUAGAUGGCAACUGAAUUAUUACUAAUUUAACCCAGCAUUGCUCACAUGUGAGAAUUUCCCACACGUAAUAUUUCACAAGUUUAGAAUCACUGGCUUACUCUAAAUUAUAUUUUAUCCGAAUUCUAUUUAAACUAUCUAAAAUUAGAUUUCGAGAAACGGGCAUAUUAUAUAGUUCCGAUUAGGAUAAAUAUAGUGUAAGUAAUACCUAAUAUUAUGACAUGGUAUAUUCGAGUCACGUUAUGAUUAAGUCAUAGUUAAUAAUUUUCUAGGAUAAAAGAAGUAGUGUUUUUUGCGUAUCAUUUAUCAAUGUACACCUAUUAAUAAAAUUAUGUGUUUAUUUGCUUGUGCAUGAUCCACAGUCCAAUAUUUCGUCUGCGGGUAACUGGAAAUUUACACGGAAUGUGUUUGUGUGCAUCUUGAACCCUGACUUCUAAAAUUCUUCUCCUAAAGAAUAAAAGCUAGUUAACAUAGAGUUUUUGGUAUUUUUGGUAAGCAAAUUGUAUUAUUUGUUUAAAAUAGAAAAUUUAAAAACAAAAAGUAUUAUUUAUUUUAUUUUUGAUUUAUGAGUUGCCCUAUUGGUGAUACAAAUAUCAUUAUAUCCAUAGUUUUUAAAACGGGAUGACGGAAAUACACGUUUCAUUUAAUUUGUUUCAAUUUUUAAAAGCAUUCGUUAAAAAUUCUGCUUUUAAACUGGUUUAAAAGAGGGAAUUCAAUUGUCAUGAGUAACCUCAGGCUAGACAAAUAACAUAUAAUAUUAUAACUUGUAAGUAUUAAAUUAAAAAUACACGUAGUAAUCGAAUUACGUGGCAACCAAAAAAAUAUGUAUCGAGUAAAAUAGGAAACAUAUACUUAAAAAUUGUAUUGCUCCAUAAAUUUCAGGUAAAUGUCUAAGGACAAGCGAAAAUGCCUAUGAUUCUGAUUCAAUUAAUUUAUUUCAGUAAUAAAAAACUUGCAUUAUAUUUAUAGGAAAACAUACUAUAAUGCUUACUGUAUAAUUUAUCUAUUGUAAAUUCUAGAAUUACACUUAAGCUACCUAUAGUGUAAAUAUUUAUGCACGCACAAAAAUGACGUAUCGACUGCACUUUACAAACUGUACGUGUGCCAAAAUUAAAUUCUUAAUGAUUUAUGUCCAUGGAUUUCGUUAUUAAAGUAAAACUCAGGGUUAAACUUUAAGAUACUUAUAACACAUUUUAUAAUUCGUGCGGAUGUUUCAUUUGGUUGACCAGAACAGAAAUUAUGACGUAGUCUGAGCUAUUAAAUAAAUUAACCGGCAUACCGCUAUAAACACAAAUGGAGAAAAAUCUUCAGACCGUAAUAGAAUACUGUUGAAUAAAAAUGUGUAAAAAAAAAAAAAAAAAAAUGGAACACGAACUGCAAGUUUUAACCAACGUAUGCACCGUGUUAAAAAUAAACAAAUUCAUAAAUAGUCCAGUCUCUUGAAUGUGAUCAAAUUUUUUCUUUUUUAAAAUCAUGCAUAUUAAAUUUAUAUGUUAAAUAAAAUACUAAUAUAUUUAAAUUAACUUAAUAUUGCUCUAUUUCAGAUAUUUUGGGGGAUAAAAAAAUAUUUUAUUAAAGUUGCUUGAAAAAUUGGACUUCUUGAAUCUUGUGUCAAAAAUAGUUGUUUUUAAAAAUAAAAGCAAUUUGUAAUAAGUAUAUGGACCAAAAUAGCUAUACAUACUGAGCCAUAUAAUAUAUGUAACAUGUAUAUACAUACAUACUGAUACAUUUGAAAUUUAUCUGAAAAUGUCUAUAAGUAGUGAAAUCCAAGGUCAGCCAACGGAAAUAUAUAUUAAUGUUUCUUGAAAACGUGAAAACUCUAUAUUAUACUACAUAGUGAUUAAAAAAUUUUUGAAUAUUUUGUACACCGUCGUUUUCGUUUUGUUCAUAACAACAUUAUAUAUUAUAUAAAAGAAAACCACAAAAGUAAAAAUAUAAAAAUUGUAUUGUAUUGUUUCCGGGGUAAAGGUGUGAAAAUGUAAACGUAAAAUGUAUUUUUCUAUUUUCUUUUUAAUAAUUGCGGUAGGUAAGCGAGAAGCCCGGAAAUAUUGAAAUAUAAUUUAUGAUUAUUGUUCCUAUUGUGUUUUGAUAUUUUAUUAAUUUAGCAGUAGUCAUUAAGAAAGUUUACAAUACAAUGUUAAAAAAAAAUUGGUUCUAGAAUUAUGUUUAAUUUCUGCAAAGGGUGGAAAGUUAUAUUUUCAAAAUUGUUAUAUCAACAUGUAUAUUACUCUUUGGUUCAUUAGUGUAUUUUUUAAAAAAAUAUUUAUUUUAUUUUUAUUUGAUCAGUAUACUUAUUAGACCAUAUUAUAUACUAUUUGUAUUUACCUCGAGUUUUCGGUAGAAAAAGUUCAUUAACCGUUAUAAUCAAUAGAAGUUUACACUACGUGGUAAAAGUACAACGGACGUCGGUUGAUUAAUGAUGGGGUGACAUUUGUACUUGUCGCAUUAUAACUACAGAACGUUAAAUUUCUCAAACGAGUAUAACUAUUUACUCUGUAAAAUUCGCCAUCUAAAUCAAGAAAAAAAAAACAACUAUUUUCUAUUAGAAGAACAAAUACCUAAUGUAUGUGUAUGUAUUUUUAUUAUACAAACUGUGUUUAAUUUUUUUUUUUUUUAUAUACAUAAAAAGGUACAGGUUCCCUACUUAAUAAUAUAAAAGACAACGAGAAAAUAAAUAGGUAAUACAUUACAUUCAAUAUAUUAUAUAAUAUAAAUAUUUAAUAUAUUAUAUAAUACAUAAUUGGUAAAUUUAUUUAGUUGUGAAUUAAUUUAAUAGUAGUUAAUUUUAGCUAUUAUAUAUAAUAUUAAAUUUACCAAUUUUUCAAUGGACAAUAAUUGCCUUAAUGAUUUUAGUAAAUUUUAAAAAGUUAUAGAAAAUUAAAAAUGCAUCAUUAAUAAAUACUUAGAUCAUUCAAAUUAAUUUUAAAAAUGUAUGUAUACAAUUACUAUCUCGAAUAUUGUGAAAACAAUUUUUUGAAAAAUUUAAAUUCAAAUUGUAAGUUUUAAAAUACAAAUAUUUGUAUACAUAAAGUAGUGUUAUCAUGGCGAUCGAUUCUAAUAAUUAUUACGUUAAAAAAAAAAAUCACCAGAAAAUUGUAUCGAGAGGUACUUAUUUUGAUAAAAACCAAAUAUUUUGCGAGGAGAGGGGAUACUAGGUAAAAUUUAUAAACAUUUCAUUUCUCUUUCUAAGAACAUGACCAAAUUAUGCCACUAUUGGUAAGUAAUACUGUACUAAAAUAACACCGUUGAAUGAAACCGUUAGAAAUAUUCAGACUGCCUAACAUAAUUUUUGUUUAUAGUAUAAAAGUGGCGUUCUGAAGAAUUUCCAAUUGAGGGGGGGGGGGGUUGUGGGUAAUUUCUAAAAAAAAAGUAAGGUUAGGUAGGUAGGUAAAGAUGAAUUUUCACAUCUCUUACAAAUUUAAAACGAAUUGAUUGCAAAAAAAAAAAACCCAUGGGGGGGUUUAAACCCCGUGACCUCCAUGUGAGUAUGCCCAUGAGUACAAAUAAUUGGUUGAUUAAAAACAAGCUAAUUAUUACACUGUGAAAGAAAGUAAUUCAUGGAGUUUUAUACGUGGAACCACCGAAAAGUUUAACGAUGUCAGUGUUCAGUAUUUGAAUGAGUUUCUAUAGACUUGCAAGCAAUGGUUUUUCAACGAUUCUAUUCAUAUUAUCGCACUAGGAUUACGUUGGUUGGAGAACAACUAGGUAGGUACCUGUGCUUAUCGGAGACAGGAGAGGAAGGAUAAGAUCAAAAUAUCAGAAGUGCGUUGAGUCGGGUGUAUACAUGUAUAUGCGAAUACAAAACAUAUUAUUAUUAUUAUUGUGAUAAUUGCAUCGAGACCGAGAGAAGACGUUAAGACAAUCGCGUGGAAUACGGUAUAAUUUAUAUACUAAAGUAAAAGCAAACUAAUGGGUCUGCUGCGUGAUGAACGCAGACAAAAUCGAGUUCAUAAAACUUCCUCGAGAAAAUCGCAUAUACUCACGAUUAAAUCUGUCUGCGGGUAAUAUGUCGGUUGAAAAGACGUGUAAUUUUUUUUAACGGGUAGAUAGAUACCUAUAUUCAAAAUAAUAAUUAAAACAUGAUUCACAUAAUCGCAAAGAAAAACGGCGGAUAAAUUUGUUUAUAUAAAUGGACUUUCAAUUAUUAUCGUUGUACUUAUAUAGAAAACAGUUAUCGAUAAUAAUAACUCAUACAAAUAUGUACCUUCAUAACGACGCUAUAUCUCCAAACUCAAAUAUAGAUGUAGUCAAAAAUUUGUUUAAAAUACCACACCUCCAUGAUAUUUUGUACAGAUAACUUUUUUAAAUCAAGUGGCAUAGGGGGUUUGGUUGUUGUCACCCCCAAUUACUCUUUUGUAGUUAGUGGUAAGGUUAAGUAGCUCUUAGACACUUAAACCCCUUUAAAACCCCCAUUGAUAAAUCCUAGUUACGCUAGUGUUUAUGUUAGAACUUUUUCUAGAGAAUAAAUAAGCCUGAAUUACUCCCCGAAGGAAAUCGUGUCGUGUAUGGAAAAUAUUUACAGUGCGCGAUCGCGUAAAAAGAAUAGGUACGUAAUUUUGUUUUGUUUUGAAGUAUAGAUGACUUUUAAGUUUAACGUAGGUGUAUUGAAAAGGUAUCAGAUGAUAUCUUUGAAAAUUGGAGUGAUGUGUUUAGUGAUAAAAAUGAUGAUAGAACAUAGAAGAUAAUGUACUAUUUUCUGAUCACGAAACGGACACGGAACAACCAACAUAAGUUAUAAAAAAUUAUUAUUCCACAUGACCAAAUACGAGUAUGUAUAAAAAUACCUCAAUACCGAUUAAAUUAUGAAAAAAAAAUAACAUUACUAACAGUGUUUACAGUGUCAAGAAAAUAUUAUAAUUUGACAAAAAAAUAUAAACUGCGUUUUACGUCUGCUUUAAAGUCACGAAACACAUUUUGAUAUUAACUAUAUUUUUGAUCAACCAAUAAAAAUGCAAACGCAUAAAAAUGUUGGUUCUUGAUAUUACUAAUAACUAUAAUAUCCUCACUAUAUUUAAGUCAUUUCGACUUCUAAAUUAACUGUUACAACUACAUUAUAAUAUUUUUCCUUUUUUAGAAUUAUAUUUUUUUAACCUUUUUUUAUUUUCCGAAAAACUAUUCUGUUCUACUUAUAGCGUGUCUAAAAUAUUAAAGUUUUUUCUUUCGGAAUUUCGUUAGACAAAAUUAUCUUAAUAUCUUUACCGUGAUAUCGUGACGUAAAUACCUACCCUUAUUAUCGUGUAAUAAUGCACUCUAUGAGCAUAUUUAUAAUAUAAGUAAUAUCGUGUUAAUAAUAGUAUACUUUUAAGUGAACAUAUUUUUCCAUUAAAAAAGAUAAAGAAAUAUGUUAAAAUAUUUUCUUUUGACAUGGUAUAUACAAAUAAAAUAAUAAUUAUUCCUACCUAAUUUUAAUAAACAAAUCCUGAGAUCUAUUUGUACUAUAACUACUAUACCAAUAGUUACCAUCAUGUUAUUUGUAUUCUUUUUAAGAAUCCAAAUCAUCCUGUUCGUCAUUUGAUCAACGAAUUAAAUAUAUUUUGUACAUCCGGUGGAUACAUAAACAUUUUUAUUUCGUAAUGGUUCGAUUUUUCAUAAGAAUAAAAACUACAUUUUUUGGGAAGUGGAAGGGAAAAGAAUACCAUAUAGAUUAACCUAGUUUUAAAUAUAGACAUUUUACUAUUAAUAGGGUACGUUGAAUAGGGUAAGUUGCCAUUUUUUCGGUACUCUGAUCAUCUAUUUAAUUAAAUAAACACGAUUUUUAAGCGUACUCGUACAUAAUAUGUGCACUUCAUAGUAGUGUAUUGUAUUCCGUACAAGUCCUUUAUAGCCGAAUAAUGAAACGAUCUACGGAAAUUUUAAAUAGGUAGACAAACCUAAUAAAAAAGUGCUUACAUUAAAGUGCUUACAUAAAAGUGCACCAUUCACGAAAUAAUCAAAUAAAAUAGAUUCAAACCCGAAGGCAUAAAUAACAAAAUAUAAACAUAAACAAUUUAUCCAUUUUUAAAUGUUUCUACACAAAUAUUCUGAAAGUAAUAUUAAUAUAUCAAAUUAUUAUUUCACAAUGAAUUUGUAUAUUCGUACCAUAUAUUUAAAUAAAUCAUUUUAUUAACUUUAUUACAUUAGGUUGGUAUUUAAAUAAUUAAAAUGUUUAUUCGUGGAAAAAAAAUGAUAAAAAUAACAAUACUAUUUAAUUAGUAGUAUUACAAAAUAAAUAUCCUCCUGGAUGAAAAAAAAAUGAUACUCGUUUUCCUGUCAAUUAACUCGUAAAAACCCCUCGGAAAUAAAAACAAUUUGUAUCAGUAUAUUAAAAACCAAGCCUUUUAUAUUAUUAUACAGAAUUUGGGUAUAAAAAAAAAAACAAAACAAUAAAGUUUACACAAAAUGUAUUUAUAAUAUGAUGUAUGCAGUAACUCACAACUGACACACACUGAAAUAAUUAUAUUAAUUAUUUUUUGAAAAAAAAAAUUCAGUUAUUGUUUAUGAAUUAUGUAAUACAAUGUUUGCUCCUAGGAAUUAAGUUAAAAUGUAAAACAUAUAAUUAAAAAAACAGUAUCCCGCAUAUAUAUAUCUAUAUAUGAAUUAUUAUUAUUGUCUACCGCAAUGAAAAAGGUCGUACCUUGUAUAUUUGAAGUCGUACCUUUUCUUAGCACCACCCAGAAAAAAGAUUGAAUCUCUAUCUACCCAAAGACAUUAUUUUAUUUUAAAUUAAAAAAUAAGAUACUAUCUUUUUCGUUGUGGCAGGCGAUAGGGUAAGAAAUUAAAAGAUUGGAGAGUAGAAGUUGGAAAAUUAGUGAAAAACGGCAUUUGUUGUUGUGGUAGGCGAUAUGAACUCAUAAUAAUAUAUGAUGCAUACAGAAUGCCAAAUUAAAAACAAUAAUUAAGUAGUGUCAGCACUACUUAAAUAAAAAAUGAAAAUAAAUUAAAUUAAAAAUUAAAAAAUGUAUGUUGCAUGCGCAAACAUUUUACGUAGGUGCUCUAUUAAUAUGCCUUAAUAUUUGUUUGUUUGCACCAUAUUUAUACUUUUAUAUAUAAAUCCAUAUAAAAAUAUUUGAUAGUCAAAUGACGUUUCAAAGAGUUUAUAGUUUAUGAGUUAUGAUGUCUGUAACCAUAUAUUCCUUCUAAGAUAGCAAAUUAUAUUAAUGGAUUAAUGGAUAUAUGAAUAUAAAUAUGAUGGAAAUUGUAUUACGUACAGGCGUCAUGGCCGCUACUGGCAUGGAUAUAUUAGUUACAUAUUAUUACCUAUGUAUACUUGGCUCAGGAAGUCAGUGAUAAAAACCACUGCCAGCUCAAUUGUGUUUCUAUAAAAUUUCUAUAUUUUAAAUGGCGUAAAAUAAUAUACAUGCACGGUUCAAAUCCGAAUAUAGAAACAAUUCGUGAUAUAAUUCAUGGAAUAAACAAAUAUUUCAUGGGUAAAUAAAUAUAAAUGUACUCUCGGUAUAGCUGUGCAGCCAAAUAUCGGAUUUACUCACAGAGACCUUCGUCUAUAGUUGUUCUCAAUUAUAACUUACAACACACAAACAUAAUAUGUUUGUCUUUUAAAAAUACAUUUAAUGUUUCUUCCAUUGUAUAGUCAAAUCUAACGAACAAACAGUUUCCCUGUGUAGUUUAUAAUAAAAUAUUGUAUUUAUGUAUUAAUAAUAUAAUUGGUUAAAUUUCAUUGGUGCAAAGUUUUAAAUAAUAAUAUGAAUCCUUUAUAUUACGUUUAUCUUAAUAUUGUACUUUAAGAAUAAACCUUAACGAUUAUUAUAUUAUACUUACUUAACGGUAUUAUAAAAUAAAUGGUAACAAAUUAGAGCAAUUAAUUAAAACUACAAACACGGAAGAAUAUUAUAAUUCCUAUCCUGUCCCAAUUUAAUUUACACGCGUGGGUAUUGAGGCGAGACGGAAUAUUCGUUUUAAUGGAUUUAACAUACGAGCAAAUCUGUUUGAUUUGCAGUUUAUGUUAUAGCGAAAUGUAUGUUGUAGAUUAAACAAAGUAUAUUACAAUUCAAUUGUGUUAAUAGCUAGGCACCUAGGCAUAAGUAUACUUAGCUUCGGAGAUUUAAUAAUUUAUUAACAUUUAGUUACCUGCAUUAUUAUUAAUAUUAUAUAGUUACAGUAGAUACGAUGACGUAAAAUACGAAAUUCGCUGCAACUGAAUAUAGUUUAGGAAUAGAUAUUAUGUCAUAACUAACUUUGUCCUCUUAACCGGAUACCCACUUACAGAAGUUUUCCACGACAGAUCGUAUUUAAUUAUUUGCUGUGAAUUAAUAAUAAUAUCAUAGAUAUUUAUAACCGUAUCCUACGUCUCGGUGAACCGCAUGUAAUUUCUCUUAUCUUACACAUAGGUAUGAGACAUGAAAAUAGUUUCGUUACGAGUAUAUUAUUAAAUGUUAAUAAUUCAUAAGAAAAUAAGCAACUGUCAUUUUUCGUAACUCUAAUACGACGAUAGCCUUCGUAAUAUUUAUUAUUUAACAUCCGAAACGUGGUCCUGCAACUCUAUAAAAUGUUAAUUUAAUGAUUUUAAUCGUAAUACGCAUUGAUAAAAUUCCUAUUACAUUAUAGAAGGUCAGCCAAAACGAUAUUAUCAAGAAAAACAAAAGUAAAGACGUAGCGGUAUUAUACGAAAUGGAGAUGUAAAAAGAAAACACAGUUUAUUUUCAGCGUGAAGAUGAAUAACGAUUCUUGACGGAAUUCGGUUAAAAUUAUUUUCAUUUUUGAUAAACUUGAAUUGGAAAAUUGUAUUAUUUACUGAGAGGAAGUCUACAAUUUAUUAUUAUCAAAAUAAAUUACGAUAAACACUUAAGUUGCUCUUUUUUUUCACUGCUAAAAUGACCAGUAUUAUCACUUUGGAUGAACUUUUGUUUAAAAUUCUUCACCAUCUUUACGAAACUAAAAUAAUUUAAUUCGUCUAAAUCGGAAACUAAUAUAUAGGUGGGUAUGUAUGUAAAAUUUGGUGAUUUUGACAAUUUUUAUUAUAUAGAGAAAUAAAAUAAGUUACUAAAUUAAACAUUUUAACUUUUGACUCUGAGGGAUUCAAUUUAAUUUACUACCACACUUUGGUGUACCUACAUAUAUAUUCAACUGGAAUACAAUUUAUCACGCAAUAAUAAAAUACAUAUUUUUUUUUUGCUUACUUUAAUCCGGUUAUUUUUAAAUAUGGUCAAUUUAGAUAUAUGUGAUUUUUUUCAUCACAAAUAUUUUGAUAGUGAAAUGUUAAACUGUAUAAGAAAUAAUAUCAUUAACCCAUCGUUGUAGUUAUCGUUUUUAUUUUUCCCUGGUUUUUAGGACACUAAAAACUAUUCCAUCGUUUCCAUCUCAUACUCAAUUUUCCAUUUGCUCCGUACCUACAAUACUUAUUUUUUCAGUUUGCAUCCCUACAAAGUAAUUUCACAUUCUUUUUUUCUUGCAUCUUCCCAUCUUGUUUUGAAUACUUUUAGUGGUCUUUUUCCAUAUGAAUUUUGCUCCAUCAAGAAAUUUACAUUAAGGUUAUUCUGACUCCUAUAAGUAAGCUCACGUAUUAUAAUCGACUUCUCCUUAAGUUUAAUAUGAGGUAAGAUACCUGACUCUGAAUUUUUCACCUUUUUCCUCCUCCAUUAUAAGAACUAGAUUCCAAAUACUAGAACUAUUUCUUCUCCGUACAGAAUUACUGGACGAAUAGAAACAUGCCAACAUAUUAAUAUGUAGUAUAAUUAUAAUAAAUAGUUUUUUAAUUAUUUUAAUAAUGCAUAUGAUUUCAAUUUAGCAAGCGUACGGUGAAAUAUCCAUGUAAAAUCGACAAUUGUGUUACGAACAAAUGUUAAUAAUAAAUUAUUAUUUUUAUUCUAAGUUAAUAAAAUAUUAUAUUUAUGUACAGAUGAAAAAUAUUAUUUGGUUACGAAUUUAAAGAACAGUAUUGUGUAAGAUACCCGAUUACCGUAAUUCAGUUCUACACAUUAAUCGCAAUGAUAGAAUAUUACCAUGGAUAACUGCAAUUUAAUGUGUCCCCAGGGGAGUUUAUAAAUGUAGUAUUGGGUCGAAGUAUUAUUCUUGUCAAACUAAUAUUAUAUUGGCGUUAAGACUUCCCUGCAGCACAAGUCGGAUCGUUAAACCAAUGAUUUUAAUUUAAUGGUUCGGCAUACAUUUUAUCCUCUCGACCCUACUAUAUAUCCGCAAAAAAAUAAAGAGAAAAAUACCUACUUUUAGUUAAAAUAUUACGUAGCCAUUAUCCGUAUACACAAAAUAAAUACACGCGACUUAUAACGUUAACACAUUAUUUCGAUAUAUCUACUUAAAAUACAUAAUAUAACAUUGAGAAAUAUAAAUGAAUAUUUAAAUGAUGAAUAUUAUGACAUGUUUUUAGGUUCGGAGUGAACCGAUGAAUGUUUUUAUUUUUUUUCUAUAAACAACUUUUCUACCUAAAAUCUUGCGCCAAUCAAAAACUUUGUAGGAACUUUCUUGUAGCAUUUUCGAUCUAUUCGGUGCAUUGGAACGAUACUAUUUUGAUUUCUUUGUUAUUUUUUAAAUAGGAAAUAUUGCUAUUGUUUGUAUAAUUUUUGUUGAUUUUUGGGUUACCUUGGCCACAAAAGGGUAAACAUACGAUUAAUGAUAUUCUGCUUCGAAUCGUUUUUCAUUAGCAAUGUCUUAUCAUUGUUUACUCUAUAUAAUAUAUUCUCCUUUCAAAUUUCCCGCUUAAAAACAUUGUUACACCCAUCAGCAGUAUCAGAUUUUUUUUUUUUUUUGUUUUGUGCUAGCCGAUACAAAUUAUAAUAUUAUAUUACGCUCUCGAUCCAUCAAAAUAAUAAUAAUAAUACGACGGUAAGUAAACAUAUUUCGAAUUCUCCAGAAUUAUUUAGGUAGGUACCUCUAUAAUACAUACCUACACCUAUACCAUCAAUUUCAUCCAACCCAAUCGACAUAACUUAGACGGUGAAUAAUAUAAUGUAUAAAGCUCUAUUCCUACAUCGGUGGCGGACGUUCGUCGGGAUGGUAAUACAUCAAAAUAAUAUCCUAUUCUCACUGGCUUGUGUACAUAUUAUAAUGGGGCGACAGAAUAAAAUGUACACUAAGCAAUUCAUUAACACGAUAUUUCGUAUCAUGUUUUACAUUCGCCAAUCAAUCAAGACGCGUCCGGAUUGUACGCCGGAAACUCGAUAAUAUAUUUUUUUCGAUUAUAAAUAUUAUCGUGGGAUAAUAUUUUGAUUAUAAACCAUAUAGUCAUUAUCUAUUUCGAAAUGAAAUUCGACCCAAUUUCUAUAAUUUAGAAAUAAGAAUACUAUUAUUAGAAUGAUUCAUAAAUGUAUUAUUUUUUCUAACGGUAGUCAUAAACUAUAUACGUAACUACUUCGGGUCGUUUACAUUAUAAUUUUCUUAGCUUUGAUUUUAUUAAAUGUCCAUAAUAUUUUAUAUAAUUAUAUGUUUGAGAAUAUGUAAUCGAUAACGUAUGUGUUAUAUAGGUAAACUACAUAAAACGAUAAUUUUUAAUGUGAUCAUAAGCGGACAACAAAAAUGAAUUAUGUUGUAUUCGUUUUAAAAACAUAUGGAUUAUUUUGAUUUUUAAGCAAAAUAUAAUAAGCAUUUUUAAAUUUGAUAAUUCAUAUCUCGUUUGAAAAUUAAUAUAAGUAUUGAAAAAAUCCAACUUACAACUACAGAUCAUUUUGAUUCACAUCUUUAAGUUUGAUAAUAAUAUUAAAGUUUUUUAAAAAUUAUACUCUAGUAUUAAAACUAAUCACUCAAAAUGUGUCGUGUCAAGCACAAAUUGUCUAUGUUGAUAGUACGUUUGUGAGGUUAAAACGACAAAUUAGUGUGAUGGGGAGUGAUCUUCUGUUAACGAUUAAAGUUAUUGUUAUUGAGUUAGAUUCGUACCACUGAUGAGAUACGUAGAGUCAAUUCUGAUGAUUCGAAUUAAUUGAAUACCAUACUAGACCAACCGUCGGGAAAUUGAUAUCAUAUUAUAAAUAGUUAUCAGCUAUCUGAUUUCUGGCGUAAUAAAUUAUCAUAAACGUUUUUAAAACUCUACAUUCACAUCGUCAUGCAAAAGACGCGUAGAUAACGUAAUUCGUACACAAAAUGGUAAAACGUGCGUGUAAGGUCUUUAAAAAGUGUAGUUUCCGACAGUUGUCCAGUAGGUCUUAAAUAUUAUCUUAUCCUUCAUUCACUUGACAUGCACGACAACGAAAGGAACGGUUUUGAUAACGGUUGCGAAAAAGGGUGAAAACCCCGACGAAACACUCUAAUAUAUAAAAUACACUUUUUGACUCAAAAAAAAUUUAAAACCUUCCAGAUUUAUUUUAAUAUUUUUACCACGAUUCGGUCUCCUAUUUUUGUAUCCUUGAAUACCUUGUAUAUUGCACUGCGACACAUGUCGAAUCCAGACGAAUGACUAGUUAAAAACUCAAAAAAAAAAAAAAAAAACCCAGAGAGAAAUUACAAUUGGUUCCCCUUAUUCGUCUAGUUAACAACAAGGUGAGGCUUGACCCUACCCGAAGUGACCUGCAUUCGGAUACUCCUGAUGGAGGUUACCGCUAUCCGUGUCAUUUUUUACAUCCCUGUGGAUUCCCCUGACGACUCGAUACGUAUUAUACCGCAAUACAAUAAAAUAAUGUCGCGGUCGUGUUUAAACUCGAAGACGGUCGACGAAUAAUAAUAUUCUCCCGGGGCUCCGGCGAAUUGUCCUGCUGCCCGUGUGGCCACCAACCUACUUACCAUACACCUUUACAUGCAACACCCUUUAUAUAUAGUCAUUUUUGGGGUAUUCGUGAACAAUGCAAUGUCCGAGGACAUUCGUGGAGUCCGGACACGAAUUCCGAUAUCAACGUGAAUGUAUUGUGUAUCGAAGGAGACUUCUCUCGUCUCGCACACAUGCCGCAUUCGGUUCUGCGGCUUAUCGUUGUUGUACAUUACCGUAUAGACGAUUACCGGGUCCUUCAAUCUGCAGUCAUGUUAAAAUAUAGUCGAAUUAUAACGGGUGUAUAAAUUGUACUAACGCCAACGAAUGGAAAUUGUGGUAACUGACCGACAGGAGCUGGAUACAUUCGGUCGAACAAUUAGAUGAAAAUCACAUCUCUUGCUUCUGUAAGUCGGUCGACGAGAAAUCUUUAUACAGACCUAGCCAAUAGGAUUUUGGUAGGAUAUUCUCGUAGACGAAAAACAUAAUAUUUCAUCGAUUUAUAUUGAACGAAAUACUUUACGAUUUUUGUAUAAUUAUGUCAUAAUUUGUUCGGCCUCGUAUAAACACCGACAAUGUUGACAUCAUAGGUUCGUCAUAAGUUUCAGCGAUAAUGGCCAAUUAAACAACUAUAAGCAACAGAAUUUCGUCACUAGAUUCGAAUUUUUCCUUAACUGAUUUAUUACCAUUGCCAUAUAUAUAUAUAUAUAUAUAUGUGUGUAUUUUUUUUUUCAUAACUGAUCUAAAAUAAUUUCAUAACAUUAUCCCUCUAUCAAUUCCUAUGUGUUAACCCGAGUGGAUUCCUGUAAACGUCGUUGUCUUAUUUCUAACCUCUAUCUUUGCAUUUCAUGGUUCUUCGAUGUUAUUAGUUUUCUUUUUAUCCUAUAGGUAAUCCAUAACAUCCCUAAUUUUUGCGCAAUUUUUAUUGUAUCUUUUUCUAAGGUUUAUAUUUUUUUUAUCGUAAUCUUGUUUUUAAAAUUUAUCAAACUCUGUUAUAUUUCUUGUAGAAGUGGCCAUAUUUCACAACUAUUUGCACAUAGUCUGGUGUUUAUUCGUUUUGAAAAUAAUUUUGAAAUGCUUCCCGCUGUUUGUACUGUUAAUUUAUGUAUUCUAAUCACCAGUUUUAAAUUGAAUAAUUAAAUCUCUACAAUAUACGAUUCAAAUAAAUAGAAUACGGAGAACUUCUUUGGAAAUAAACUAAGUACAAAUAUAAUAAGUACAAUUUGUCUAUUCUAGUGGUCAAUGCCGUAGGUAUACUCAAACUUGAACUCGUAAGGAUGUCGUAUAUCAUUUUGGUGAAAUAACUUUUUGUCAUUUUUAAUUGGACUUUUCCUGUUGAACUUGCGAUGAUAAUUUGUUUAAAACUUAAUUCCGCUAAAAUACACGAACUUACUAUGAGUAAGAAAACUUGCAAUAUUAAUGAAUAAAACUCGAAACUUUUUGGUUUUGCGUAUUCAGUGUUCACGGAAUAUAAAGUCAACUUGGACUGGCUGUUAGACUAGUGAGUCACACAUUUAUCACAUAUAUAAAUUAUUAAAUUUUCAAAUUUAAAAUAUAGUAUUUCUAUUUGAAUUCUUACUUAGUAGUAAGAUGAAUGAGUAAUUUAUGAGUAUUAACUCAUAAAUAAUAUUCAAUAAAAUUAAAAAAAUAUGUAUUUUUGUGUUUUUGGUAUAAUAUUGUAUAUACAUAACGAGUUUAUUUUCUAAAUUAAGUAAAAAUCAUACAUUUCUACUUAGUUUGAGUUCAUAUGGGAAUUUAAUACGAGAAUAAAUUAAUGUUGUUGAAAUUAAUCAUUUGAGCGUUAAGACCUGCACGCAACGUAUUGCAACGAACAAUCGUUUAAGGUAAAACAAUUUUUUGUUAGUAUUUUAAUAAUACGAGUACCUUUAUAAGUACCUAUGCAUAUUAAUGGUCUUUUAGCUUAUUUGUCUACUGGCGGUAUAUGGAACUAUUUGCAUUGCAGAUGUGCGAUACUUCCACGGUGGUUGAAGGAUGUUUGUGAUUGAUGCGAACGCAUGUGUAUAUACUAUAUAGAUCCGCAAGUCAAGCCUCCAGGAAGUGGAAAUCACUCACUUAAUUGAGAAAUAUCGUUAAAUGAGCUAUUUAAAUACGUUAGCACGUAGGUGUAUUUCGGCACACACGAAGAACAAUAUAUGCAUAUACGCACAAGGUGUCCUAUAUAGAUUUACCCAUUGCAAUAUCUCCGUAGAUAAAGAUAAAGAUGAACAAAUUCUGUUUUUUUUUUUAAUUUUUAUAUUAUUCGUAGGGAUAACGACUACAAAUAUUUAUAUUUGAGUAUUAAUUUUUAUAUUUUAAUAAAAAACUUAAAAAAGUAUUAUUUUUUAAAAAAUUGAAGAAAGCGAUCUUAUAGAGUUUUUUUUUCUGAAAAUGUUUACGUAUCAAUUUUAUAUUUUCAUUAAAUUCAUGUUUCUUAAUAAUUAGCUUCAUGUCCAGAAAAAAUUAUCUAUAAUUAUACAACAAGCUGUAAUCAGAUUCCCUAAUUUAUUAUUAUUAUUAGGGCUAGUUGACUGUGCAAUUUUUUUCUGGACUUUAAAAAAUUAUUAAAAACCAAUAAUAAAAAAAAAGUUUUUUUUUUAAUGUUUUUUACCAAAGCAUAAAAUAUUAAUUGAAAUAAAGAUAUUUUUAGUAGCCCUGGAAGUUAUUUAAAAUUUAAAAAACAUAAAUUGAUUAUCAUUAUCAUCUCCGGAGAUAUUACAAUGGGCAUAAUUUCGUAGGAUACUGUGGAAUGAUCGUGAAAAUCGUAGGGGUGUAUUUACAGGACUGAUUAGGUCCAAUUAUAGCUCAUCCCAUAAUUUUUAAUGACAUUGUAAAAUUAUCUAAGACUUAGUCUCUAAGACAUAAGUAUAUCAAAUAACAUAGGUUGGAAAUUCCAAAAAUGUUCUAAAAAAGACAAAAAAUAUUCCAUGACUUAAAAAUUUAAAAUUAUGUUCUAAAAGUAAUUUUCCUUGGAUAAUAAGGACGGAUGCAAUCACUGUUGUAAGUAAGAGGUUGGGAAAGUUCUAUCAUUGUAAAUCAGAGCUAAAUUGCUGGUAGAAAAGUUGUUCACAAGAAAAUAGAAGACCGUAAAAUUCUUUUAGAUUCUGAGUGUAGCGGAAGAAGCGUAUGGUUUUAAAAAGUAUGUUUAUUAUUUUUUUAUGUGGACAACUUUUCUAUCAGCAAUUUCGCUCUUACUUAUAAUAAUAGCGAUUUUUCUAAAAGAAAAUUUCACAGAGUAAGUACUUUAGAGAGGUCGUUUUUCGAUUUUCUCCAGAGAUUUCUCAACAAAUGUGAAAAAUCGAAAAAACCGGAAGAAAACAGGGAAAAACUUAGAAAAAUCGAUAAAACAUUAAACAGAUAUUAUUAAAGAAAAUAUAUAAAGCAUUUUCAAUUAUUUUUCUAUAUAGCAUAUAUGUUGUUUUGCAAAGAAUUACUAUCAACUGAACUCCGCUCAAAAUCAUUCUUUCUUAAAAAAUGGUUUAUCGUUACUUACAGUUAUUCAAUAAAUUACCCAAAACAGUGGCUUCACACAUCUAUAUUAUUCUAGGACGUCUCUUUUUAACUGUAAUACCCAUAUUUCGUACAUUAUUUCGUUUUUCCUAGGUUUUAUUUUUUUUUUUUGGUGUUACACAAUUGAAAAAACUAAUGAGAAAGUCAAAAAUGACUUCCCCAUACCAAUUUUCUUUCAGAAAAGGUGCUAUAUUCAAAAAUCAGAGCUAAAUCUUUUGUAGAAAACUUGUCCAAAGAAAAAAAAUAAUAUUUGUUAAAGGUGUUACCGAUUUCCCCGGUUUUCCAUCGUUUUUCCCGGUUUUCUUUGUUUUUCUCCAGUUUUUCACAUUUUCUGAGAAAAUCCAGAAAACUCCAGAAAAAAAUCAAAAAACGGUUUCCCUAAAGUACCUCCCCAGUGAAAUUUCCUUUUAGAAAAAUUGUUAUCAUUAUAAGUUGGAGCAAAAUUGCUGGUAGAAAUGUUGUCCACAGGAAAUAAGGUCAUAAUAUUUUCAGCCAAUGCCUUAAUUUUUGACAUUUUUCGUUUUUUUCGGUUUUUACAUUCGUUGAGAAAUCUCCAAAGAAAAUCGAAGAACGACCUUCUUAAGGUACUACCCCACACCGAUUUUCUUUCAGAAAAGUUGAUACACGUCAAAAUCGGAGCAAGUCUUCUGGUAGAAAAGUUGUCCACAGAAAUCUUCAACUCUAAUCAUAACCAACACUUGGAACUUGAGCUGUAAAAUCAUCCUAUAAGUGAUUUUAAUUUUAUGAUAGAAAAAUGUUUAAUGUUUAUUGUAUAUUUUGUUAAUUUGAUUAUUUGUGUAAAUAAAUAAUUAUUAUAAUUAUUAUUAAAACUGUAUUAUUUAGGAAUUCUAAUAUGCUCGAUUUUUGGAUGUAUGUUAAAUUAAAAAAAAAUUGUUGGUAUUAGUAUGCUCUUAGACUUAUGUCUAUUUCGCGUAUAUGUUAAUUCUUGCCUCUAUAUUUACACAAAGAGGAGUGAACUGGUUAAACUCCCGAAAUAUAAAGAAAUAUUGCACUUCAGAGUCCUCCUUUGAGAAAAAUAAAUAUUUGCAUAAUAUUUAUUUGAUAAAUAUUUAAUAAGCAAAACUGCAGUGACCUAUAUUAAUACUUAAAACAUAAAACAUAAUAUGGUACUUGGAGGAUUUCACAUAAAUGUAAGACGACAGUCAAUGCUAAAAAUUGAGCAGAGAUUUAAGUAGGCCAAACUGAUAAAGAUUUUUAAUUUUUUAAAAUUGAAUUAGAAGUAUAAUUCAAAAAUAGAUAACAAAAUAGCAAAAAAGGUAAAAGAUAGAAAAUAUAUAUUGUUUUCUUCUCCUUUAUGUUUAUCCUAACUAUUUAGGAUCAGCCAGAAGUUUAUAUCGUAAGAAAAAAAAAUAUGUACAGUAUAAAUACAUUUACAGAAUUCCUUAUAAAUAUAUUUUAUUUUCUAAAGCGAUCGAAAAACUUAAAAAUAUUAAAUUCUCUUUGUAUAUUAUUACACAGUGAACGCAGAUGAAUAAUUUUGGCUACAAGUGUAUGUAUUUUCCUACAUUUUAUAAUGAUAAUAAAAAUAUUGAUAUAAUUAUUUUAUGAAGUACAAUUUUAUUUAAUCACGAAAUAAAAUCAAACAAAAAAGACAGAAACUAUUUAUAGGUGUGCCACAGUAAUUUAAUUUAUAACUGUACGAAACGAUCGAGCAUUUCAAACGAAAACACGAUUCUGAGUAGGGUAUUACAAUGCAUAUUUUUUUCUUGUUGCUACAGUAAUCCAGAAAAAUUACCUGUUUUUUGCCUAUUUAUAAAAAAGAACUACAAGGAAUAUCAAUAAAGGAAUUUUUUUUUAACGCAAUAAUCAAAUAAAAUAAACUAGAAGAAAUUUUGUUAAAUGUUUUUAAUCGGAGCAAGAUUUCUGGUAGAAAAGUGUUUAGAGAUAAAAAAAAAUAAAAAAAUACAUUUUAUUGUAAAACCAAUGCAUUCCUCAUCGCUAUGCUCCGAAUUUAAACCAUAUCACAGUAAAACCAAUUCAUAUUUUCGGUUAGUAAAAUGUAUGUUUCUAUUGUUGUUUAUGCUGGUACAAACAUAUUUACCGAAAAUUGGCUCAAUGUAAAUCAUAAAUUAUAAUCAGUAUAUAGGAAGUAUAUAGAAACCGAUACUGUACAAUGUUAUUAAAAUAAAUAAUGUAUCUUAUUUGUAAGAAAUUCAUGAGCACCCGUGCCCUAGUUAGCUAUAUUAUUCUAUGCAUUUGAUGCGUACCAAAUAUGAACGUUACGAAAAAUGGCAAUAUCUAAUACCAAAGCGAAGAUAAUAAUUUAUACACAUUAUUAUACUAUGUGAACGGUAACAUUAUUAUCUUGUCGUGUAUUCAUGCCGAUGCCGAACCAAUUACUACGUACCAUGUACUAUUUAAUAUUUUAUUACUAAGUAAUAUCUAUGUAAAUCGAAUAAGUCAAUUAUAAAUAGAUAAACACGUUACACUAUAUGUGGGCGUUCUCAAUUUAUAUUAUGCGAUUCACGGAACCGGAAUGGAGUAUAAACGAUAGUAUUAAUGUUAAAAUAAUAAUAUGUUACCAGAUAAAAUCACGAACAAAGCCUCUAAAACAUCCAAACAACACGACUUCGUCAUAAAAAGAAGAAUAUUAUUAAUUGUUUUUCAUAUAAUAUACAGUGAAACCUCUGUAUAGCGGACAGCCAUGGAAAAUUCGAAAAAUAUUCACUAUAGGGAGUUGUCCACUAUUGAGAAAACCUCUACGUAGUGGAUAAUUGCAAGAAAUUACAAAACGUCCAUUAUAGGGCGGCGCUAUAGAGAAUUGGUUAUACAUACACAUUAAAACUGUUAUUAUUUAUAACAUAAACGUGUUUAUUAUAAUUUAUAAAAAAAAUAUUAUUAUUAUAAGGUCCAUUACGUUAGCACCAACUUGGAAUUUCGUUAAAAAAUUUAUAUCAACAAUUGUUAUUUUAUUUGUACACAUUUGGAAUCACAAAUUUCGAAUUUGAACACGACUCAGAACACGUGAAAAUUGAUAUUUACUGCGAUGGCGCUUAAAUAACGUUCACCAACAUCUCACUUAUAUCCAUUUAAAAGAGAGAUAUUAUUGUUUGUUUGUAUAUUAUAAAAUAUCGUUCACACCAGUUAUAUCAAAUUAUUUUAUUGUUUUGUUUUUUAUUGUAAUUAAGUUAAAAAUAUUCGUAACGACUUGAAAUUUUAACGGACAAAUGUUAAAAUCAUUUGAAUUAUUUUUAUGCAAUUUAAAGAUGUUUUAAUUUUGAGAGUUUUUAUGUAAUUUUUAUUUGGCAGUUUAUGGACAAAAUUGUUAGACUAAAUAGAAACGCUUGACCAUUUGACAUGCGGCUCAUUAUUAGUUGAACUUAGUGGCAAAAAAAAAAAAAUUGAUUGUUAUGUAUUUUUUUUUUUAUAUAACAGUUUUUAAAAUAUUGAAAAAAAUUGUAAAUUGUGGCUUUUUAAAACUUGUAUAACUGAACUUGUCUCCAAAUCGUUUUUCAUUAGUAAUGGUUCAUCAUUUCUUACAAAUAUAAAUUAAAUACCUCCAUGUAUCCACUAUUCUAACUUCUCACUCACAACAGUAUCACACACGUCCCCAGUAUCUGCUCUUUUUUAGAUUCUGAGUGGAGCGAGGAACAUAUUGGUUUUAUAAACAUAUAUUUUUUUUCUGUGAACAACUUUUCUACUAGAAAUUUUGCUUAAAUUUUCAAUGAAAGUAGAUAUUUUUGCUACUGAUUGGAGAGGUGUUUUCAAGGGGUAAUAUUGGGAAUUGCCCAAGAAUUGCCCUGAAUCACAGCUAUUUAUAUUGUUGGCUACCAAUGAUUGAAUUUAAUAUAAAUGAUAAUUAUUACAUAAUAACAAUAAUUAUGAGGGUACUGUUAUAAGUUCAUGAUUGUUAUCAUUAUGACACAUGUGUGUUUUGACUAUUGAUAAUUUUUACAUUCAACAUUGGCACAGCACAUUAAUGAAUGAAAACGUGAUUAAUGGCCGUUGACACAAACAAGAUAAAUGGUUUAAAUUACAAUUUAAAAUCAAGCAGUACACAAUAAAAUAAUAACUUGUCAUAAAUAUAGGUAACUACUAACUUACAAGAUUACAGCAAAUACAUGUUUAAAUUGGUAGGUAUAAUACACUGGAAAAACCACACGCGAUGGGUUAAGGUUUAAAAUUCAACAACAUGCUUACAAUUUUACAAACACGUAUAGUAAUAUUAUUAAUACCUGUAACUUAUAAUCGAAAUAGAAUAUUAAAAAUAAUAAUUAUUACCUAUAGCAUAGUUAAAGUUGGUUACAAGAUAGAUUCAUUAAAAUAAAUAAUAAGUAUACCAUAUCUAUUCUACAAGUCACUACCGGUGCAACUUGAUAUAUCUAGUUAUUUUCCAUUAAAUUAAUUUUUUUUUAAAUCGAUGUUUAUUUUUGUUUUUUUUGUUUUUGUGAACAAUAUUAUAAUAUAAAUAAUAAUAUCUUCCUUAUUUUCUGUUGGUUCCUACAGUUUGGGUUAAUGUAUUGAUCGAACAUUAUUAUAUUGUAUAAACUCCCAUUGAAGCACAAAGAUGAUAUUUUAUUUUAAAAUACCCAAUAUAUUAAAAUAUCCGACAGAUGAAAUCAAAGAAUUUGUAGAAUUUACGCAUUGAAUUGUAAAAUUACUAAUAUAAUAUACAUAUAUAUAUAUAUUUAUGUAUUACCUAAUUACAAAGUUAUGAAAAAAUAAAUCUUUUCUUAUAUCGAUUAGUUUUAAUAAACUAAUUUGAUUUUUGAUUUCAAAUAUCAGACCAACCAAUUUUUCGGGUAGUGUACGAAUUCGAAAUUUGCGAUUACAAAUGUGUACAAAUAGAAUAACAAUUAUUGAUGCAAAUUUUUUAACGAAAUUCUAAGUUGGGGUGCUAAUGUAACUAAUAUAUUUUUAUGCUGUAAUAUAUUGAUUGUUUAUUAUAAUAUGAUUAAUAUUAAGUUUAAUUUGUACUUAUUAUUUAUUGUAUACAUAAUAUUUAUAUAUGUAGAUAUAUGUAUUAAAAAGUGGGUAUAAACAUGUUAAAUGUUUAUAUACAAUUAAAAAAAUCUGUAAUAUUUUUUUGUGUACAUUUUUUUUAGCACACAGCUGAUGACUGAACACAACCGAAUUAUUUGUCAAUUAUCGAAUAGGAAAACCAUUAAGAGGACGUUAUACCCGCAUCUACUGUCUCAGUCCAAUAACCGGGUAACAUGCAAAAACAAUGCUUACGCAGAAUAAGUAAAACUAGUUUAAUUAGAGUAAAUUUACCUAUCAUGAAAUUCAUAAAGAACAAUAUUUUGGAUGGAGUGUCAUAGGGCUUUUUAUUACUCAAAAUAUACAGCUCGAUAUAAAAGAUACAAAAACCUUUAUUUUUUUUAUUUUUAAAUAGUUCCUAAUUCAAAAAACACCCAUCGAAUUCCCUCCAAUUUAGUGUUCUUUAUAAAUUUCAGAAUAGGUAAUUAUACCUACUCUAAAAUCUAAAUUAAGCUGGUUUUACUUAUUUUUCGUGAGCAUUGCUUUUAUAUGUUACUGAGUAGUUGAACUGAGACAGUAGAUGAGGGAUAACGUCCUAUUAAGAUAAGAUAAAAUAUGAACGAAUUGUAUAAAAAAUUAAAUAUGUUUAGUAUUUUUAUAAGUUAAUCAUUUCCGGUGUGUGCAUGUAUUGUAUUCAUUUAUAAGAGGUUAUUUUUAAUUUUGGUACCAGUCUUUAGUAUCCACAUCCGCUAUUAGGAGUAUCUACUAUUUAGAGGUUAUAACUACUAUUAUGUACAUACAUUUUUGCCGGGGAAUUUAAAAGUGUCCACUAUUGGGAAAGGUCCACUAUUGAGAGAUGUCCAUUAAUAAAGGUUUAACUGUAAUAUGAAUAAUAUGGUUGAAAUUAAAUUAAAAAUCUACAAUAUUAUGAUUAUUCAUUAUUUAUCCUAGCCGAAAAAGAUUUGUCAAAAAAUAAUAUACAGAGUGAUUUUUCAUCAUGAUCUAUUGGACUGUCUAUGUAGGUUUUGAUUAAAGUGUAGUUUGGUUUUUUUGGUCAUUAUACUCGUUGAUCUAAUAUUCUUAUUUACAAUAUUUAAAAGUAGUAUCCUUACUCUGUCAACAAAAAAAAAAAAAAAAAAAUAUAUAUCAAAAUCAGGUUUUUAAACAGCAAAUAACUCCUCACUGGUUUAUCAAAUCAAACUAGCGAAGCGACUCUAAAAAUGUUGGAACACGUAAAACCUAUAUUGAGUUUAAUAUUUAUAUGAGUAGUGUAAUUAUCUAAUUGGUAAAUAUGAUAUUAAUGUUAUACAAAUCAAAUUGUUUAAAAAAAUGUAUUCCCUUUUCCAAUAUUUUGUAUAAAAAAGGGGCAUUUACAAUUUGAAAAUUAACAUUUAAUACGUAUUGACGGUAAAAAGGAGCUGGAGUAGACAUAAUAUGAGUACAGUGAUAAAAUAAGGCAUGCACAAAUGUGUAAUGGUUAAAAAAAAAACCUGGAAUAAGCCAGUUUAAAUGUUUCAAAUAUUUAUAUAAAAUAAACAAAUACGAGUGCGAUAAAUGUUAUAUUUAUGCUAUUUUGACGGAAAUCGUAAACGAAUGGCUAAACAAAUUAUUCAUAAUAAUAAGGUCGUCAAUUUUUGGUUGUAUGCGACGUAAUAAUGUACAAAUUAUUAAAUAAAAAAAUAAAAACAUGACAAUAACUGUAGGCCAAUGUGCCUGUAUAUGUAAUGAAUUAUGUCAUAAACACUAUUAAUAUAAUUUUAUACGAACAAAUAAUAAUUGUUUUUUAAAUUAACCCAAUUCUUUGUAAUAUUAUACGAACACGCUAAUUUGAGUAAUCUACAUAAUAUAAUUAUUAAGUAGGUACUUCUUUACUUACUUUUAUUUUAUUAAUAAUGUACAAUUUUAUCUUUUUACGAAAUUUUUAUAAAUUCGAAAUAACUAAAAAUGAUAAAAAAGGUAAGAUAAUGAGGACGGGUGCAGCCACUGAUGUAAGUGGGAAGUUUGGAAGAUUGGAUACAGACAAGAAUUUAAUGUAUAUCUGUAAGCAACGAUAAACCAUUACUUACGAAAGAACGAUUCUGAGUUCAAUUGAUAGUGAUUCUUUAUCAACAAUAUAUAUGUCAUUUGGUAGUAAAAUAAUUAAAUAGUCUUUAUAUAUUUUUAUUAGUAAAAUGUAUUUAAUGUUGUACCAAUUUUCCCAGUUCCCCUACGUUUUUUCCGGUUUUCUCAUGUUUUACCUCGGUUAAUUACAUUUUCUGGAAAAACUAUUGGGAAAAUCAAACUUUUUAUAUUAUGUACUUUAAACAUACAUGUAGAGAAUAUUUUGCAAAUGAAUUCGCAUGCUCGGCUAAAAAUAUAAGAAGCCUAUGAUUACAGAUACGUUUGAUAAGUAUUCUUAAAUAAAUUUUUUUAUUUUCAAAUUGGUAUUAUUCUAUAUGUGUCUAUACAUUUAUUUAUUUUUUUUAUAAUUUACUGGGUUAAUACUACCUAAUAGUACAAAUGUUCAAGUUUGAAUGUUAAAUUCAUUUAACAUUCAACAUUGUAUAAAUUUGUAAUGUUUAGAUUAAAAUACGGAGUCCUUUUUUUAAAAAUUAUAAAAGGAAAGAAAAUACAUAUUCGAUUUUAAUACAUUAAAAAAAAUCACGCUCCCACGAGAAACAUACGAAAAGUUAUAUUUGUAUAUGUUCUUAAAGAUAAAAUACCACUUACGAAACUUGUAAAGAACAGUAUAAUAUUUAGGACAGAAUUUCAUCAGUGGUUUUGAAAUAUUAAUUUUUAACAAAUUGAAGAUAGUUAAAACGAUUUUUCAAACAAAUAUUAAACCCACGUUAUGGAACUCGAUAUUAAAAAGAAUUGUCAAACGCUCGUCUCAGAAUUAUUCAUAGUAAUAAUAAUAAUAUUUAAAAACGAUAAUAAUCCAAAGAAGAAGAAGUUUUUCUAAAGCUGCUAAUUUAACUUUCUACAAUCAAUUUCUUAUUGUCAAUAAAUUUUUAAAUAUAACAUUUAUUAUUUUUACCGUACUCAUUAUUAUAAACUAAGAGUACAUCACAAAUUAAUAAUUAAAAAAAAAGAAAGAUUUAAAGUCGUUAAAUGAAAUACUAUAUUUCCAUAAAAAAAAAAAAAAAAAAUAAAAAACGAUUAUCACUAAAAUUAAGAAUAUAGCAGAGUUUGUAAUUUUUUUUUAUUUUUCCGGUGAUACAUUACAUAAUGUAUAUUUUUAAUUAAAAAGUUUUAAAAAUUCUUUUUAAGUAACAACAGUGUGAUUAGUAUUAUAUUUAUGUAUUCUUAUAAUAAAGAAUAUAAUAUUUUUUUUUAAGUAUAUAGUAUAAUAUAUAAAUACGUACUGUAUUUCAUAUACUCUUGUUUUUAUUAUUUUCGUUUCAUAAAUUAAGAUAUGAUUGUAUUUUUUUUUUUUACGUAAUAAUUUUUUUUUAUGAGUUUUCGUCAGAAUAAAUAAAUUGUAAUUGUUUUGUCGCCAGAAGUAUAGUAUAUUUAUUCAAAAAUAAAAUAAUUGUAAACCAGUCAUCUGUUUUUACGAAGGGUGAUGCAUUUUAUAAUUUUAGGUGUUUGGCGCUUUAAAACGAAUAUACAGUUAUGAAAUGGACUUAAAAAAAAUUCAGAAGAAACCUAAUAUACCCAGUACACAUCCACUAAUAUUUUUCAAUAUCCCGAAUAUAUCCUAAUAUUUUCACGUAUUUGUACUAAUAUUUAGUUAUUUUCUUAUUGAACAUCCAGUCACCACUAAGAAUCAAGAAGCACCUUAUCCUCAAAUUCCGUGGUUAUUUUGCCACUGUACGUAUAGAUUAAUUCAUACGAGGUUACUCAAAUGUUCAAUAUUCAAUAAAUACGUAGUUAUAAUAAGAUAUCUGAAACAGUAUAGAUUCUACAUUGUCCUGGAAUAUCCUAAAAUUUUAAAAUACAGACAUAUAAAGCAACCAGUUGCUGGAGAUAUAAAUAGAUAAUAAAUAAAAAAUUGCGACUAUAGGUUUUAGAUAUUUGUAUGGUGCCCUAAUGAGAACUUUAUUAUGAACUAAAUACCUUAAAAAAGAAUAGAAUAAUUUUAAAAUGUUAUCAUUUUUAGAAAAAUAAAAUGGUAUAAAGGCACAAUUAAGUGAAAAUUUCAGGUCUUUACGAAUUGUGUAAACUGAAAUACAGUAAAAUUUAAAGUAUCGGAAAUCACUAUUUUAUAGGUAAUUAUUUACGUUUUUUCUCAAUUUUUAAAAAAAUGACUUCUUCAAUUUACUAAAAGAAAAUCUAAAAAUACAUAUUUUGAUGUUGAUGAUUUGAUCAGACAGAUUUGAAUAAAAACAAAUCCUAGUAAAAUCAAUAAAUUCCUCAGACUACUAUUAGAAUCUAAAAAGAUGUGGUUGACUUGGUAGAGAUUUAAAUUGGAAAGAAAAAUGUAUGGAUGAUGUAAAAUAGAGGGUAUGCGAUGAGAUAGCCCUAAGGGCCCUGGAAACCAGAGAAGAAGAAGUUAUACUUCCUUUAGGGUGGUACAUUUUUCCUUUCUAUAAAAAUUAUAUUUCUUCGUUUAAGAGAAAAUUCUAAUAUGGUUCAAGAAUGCAAGCUGAUCUAUAGUAACGAUUAAUACUAAUGUAGGCUGGUGAAAAAGUACGCUAUUAAUUUAUACAUUUCAAAAAAUAAAUUUUAAAACAAAAACUUAAAUUUUUUUAUUUCGACUAUAAGUAUAAUAUUUCAUUUCAGAUUCUGAACAAGGAAUGUAUUGGUUUUAAAAUGAUGUUUAUUUUUUUCUAUAUCAACUAAUCUGUUAGAAAUUUUGCUCCGAUUUUCAAGUGUAGCAUUUUACCUAGAAAGAAAUUUUUGAUUUUUCCGAGGGUUUUUUAUAAUAAAUGAGAAAAACCGAAAAAAACUUAGGAAAACGGAAAAAUGUACGAAAUAUAUUUUAAACUCGUAAAUAUUACGAGGUCUUUUAAAUUACGUAUAAUUAAAUUCCGCUCAGAGUCGUUUAUGUUUGUAAAGAUAAACCAUUUCGUACAGAUAUACAUCAAAUUCGCCUCUAUAUCAUACCUUCUCAACUUACAAUAGUGGCCCAUCCAUCGAGCAAAGUAUAUCCGUAUCUUAUUUAGUUUACUCAUAUAGUUAAUAUUUUGAGAAAUAUACUGUAUAAACAAAAACUCGUAUUUUGAUUUUUAAGAGAAACUGUAACUAUGUAAGUAGAAAUCGUAUUAGCUCAUGCAUUGAUUUUUUUCUUUGUUUAUUUCGAUUUAUUUUGUAUGUUUUAGUUAUAUAUAUAUUUUUUUUUUUUGAAUUCGAGUAAAAAAUCACAACUUUUUGUUUACUACUCAGUUAUAUUUAUUUUGAAUUUAAAUAUCGCACAGUAGACAUAAUAUCUCAAAAACCUUACGGAAAUGUAUUCUGAUAUUUAUUUAUUUUUUUAAACCCCAGUAAUCUCGUAAAUACACUGUGGCAGAUAAAUAUUAUUCUUACUCAUAAGUUAAAGGUAGGUAGUUACUAUUUUGUUAUUAUAAAACGUUAUUAAGUCCCCGAAUAAGUCUUGAAAAAUAAAAUAAAAAAUAAAAAUGUUUACGAAUAUAAAAUCACUUAGGUAUUCACUAAAUAUUAAAUUCACUUCGAUGAGUAUUUCAUUUGUGAACCAUUUCACAUACUAUUAUAUUUGUUUUGCAUCGAAACCAACUUGGGUCUAAAGUUUAUCAAUACAUAUUGAGUUACCUACAGUGAAAAUAAAUUUGAGGAUUGUUGACAAAAAAUAUAGGUCGUACUUAUGUUUUUACAUUAGUAUAACAUAUUAAACAAAUAAUAUCGAACACAAAUGGUAUUAGAACAGAAAACGCUAGCGCCAAACAACAUUAUCGAUGCGUUUUGAAGAAUUUAAUUAUAAUUCGUAACCUAAAUAUUAUUUUCAAGUGGAAAAUUAGUGCGAUGAUGUUUGAUGUUUUUUCGUUGUAUUUUUAAAUAUUUUAUAAUAUUGUAAAAUUAAAAAUGUAUUUUCCAUAAUAUUAAGCGGUUUGAUUUAUUCGAAGUUUCGAUUUCAGUUUUAUGAAUUGUAAUUAUUUUUUUCUGCGAGCUAAAAACAAAAGUAAUAAUACUGUAUUAAAAGAGAUCAAAUUUUAUCGACCGACCAACGAAGGGUUCAUUAUUUUAUUCUUAAAUUUAAUCUGUUAUGUCGUAUUUCAAAAUUUUGCAUUGAAUUUUUACGCGAAAAAUAUGUAGCUGGUAAGCUGGUAUAUUAUACUUCCUCAUAAUAAUGUUAAACAUGCAAAUAUACGGGUACUAAAAUUUUAUAUUAUUUGUUAUUGUCUAUAUAAUGACGUUUGAUGGCACCUAUAUACUCACUUAAAACAAAAAUAAAUAAAAAAAUUUAAAAAAGUAAAUAGAAAUCCCGUGCACACGACGUUAAACUUUAUUGAGUGGGUACUACAAAAAAGUUUAUCGAACAUUUUGCAUUCGUACAUUUUUUUUUGUUUUAAUACGUGCCGGUGUUGAACAUAACAACUUUCUAAUAUCAUCAAAGUUCGGUAUGGUAUUAUUAUUUUAGUAAAUCAUCGUUGAAUGACUAUGUCAAUAAAUCUUUAAGGAUACGAUGGUAUUUUCGUAUUAAGCGUAUACCUACAUUUUAAUUAAACGCCUGCACGAUAUAUUUUAUGAUUGUUCAUAAUUUUACAUAACAUCUCAUAUUAAAGGGUUUGUACAUUAUUAUUAUUAUUAUUAUUUAUCAUAAACGAGUAUUAAAGUACAAUAAAGUUAUUAAGUAGAACGAUGUUGUGUAUGCACAUAUAUAUAUAUAACAUUAUACCCAAUAAAUAACAUUAAUAUAAUUUUAUCUCGGAAGCAUAACUUAACUCAUGGUAGGUAUAUACUUAUCCGUAUCAUAAUAAUAUGUAAAUAAUACGAUAAAGUGAAAAAUAAUAUUAUCGUAAAAAUAUUACGUUGGUGCUCUAAUAUUUAUACGGAUGUCAAUAUAAAUACCAAUAAAGUAGUAAAUACGAAGAUGUAUAAUAUGUCCCUCGUGGAUUUACUGUAUAAUAUAUUUAAGUGAGUUUUGUUUUGUUGUUGACAUCACUCAUAUCUUAUAAAAUAAUUUUUAAGGAGGCAAAUCUCCACGGGGUAUCACACACCAGCGAUGGAAAAAUCACGUUAUUUGAAAGAUUUUAUCAUACUGUAUAUUAUGUUUAAUGAAAAAAUUAUAAAUAUGACAUAUAUAUAUAUUUUUUUUUUAUGCGAGACCAUUAUAAUAUUAUUGUAAACAUUAUUUUUACAAACAUAAAUUUUACAAAUUUGGUGACCUGUAGGUAUCGACAUAUUACGAAUAAAAUAUUUAAAUUUAAAAUUGUUUCGAUAUAGUAUAGAUACUGUUCAUCAUUUUUUUAUGCCUUAUACCCAUGUAAUUUUGUGAAACGUGGUCAAUGAUCACUGCUAAUGCCGUCAAAUUAUUAACCUUCGAAAGGGAGGUGUUAGGAUAUUUAAUUUCUUAAAAGAGGUUUACGUCUGUAAAAGAGUUUACGGGCGUAAAUAUGAAAUAUUGGCAAUAUGAAAAAAGAACUUACGUGGAUAUAAAGUAAAAUUGCAUUAAUCCUUGUGAUAUUCAAACAUAAUACAUUCAAAUGAUUAAAACGAGCUGGACCUAUUUGUUGAACCAAGGAUGGUUUAAUUAGAUAAGCUCUGGAUUAUAUAGUGACCUAUAUAAUCCAGAUACAUAUAUAAGACAUCAUAAUCCCAAGGAAUGCCACGUAAACAAUGACUAAAUCGAGAUGGGAAAGAUAUCAAGUAAAUCAAGGAUAUUAACAAAUUAGUGAGUUUGAAAGAUGUGGAUAUCCGAGAAAGAUAGACAAAUUUGGUUGUAGUGCUAUGUAGAACAUACAUGGCCCAUUGAAAUUAGAAAAAAUAAAUAUAUUUUAUAUUUUGUUCGGAUGUGCGUAUAUUACGCGUAAAGGUAAACAUUUUGAGUUGGAAAACUAAUAUAAAGGCAUAUAAAUAUCUUUUUAUUUUGGAUUAAUUCUCACGGGACAAAAGUAUACCGGCCGGACCGUUGUCUAGAAAGUUUUAUAUUGACCCUUACAGCAGACCAACGCAUUACACAAUGCAUAUUAUACACGUUUGCUGCGCGGUAGGCAGGUAAUUUAAACGAGUCGUUUAUACAAUAUUAUUUAUAUAGGUAUACCGAAAUUAUAACUACAAACAUUACAAUAUGAAAACCAUUAAAAAAACUGAAUCAAGUUAAUAUUUAUUUGAUUACAAUACUAUAUCAUAAUGGAUGUUGGCUAAAUACGUUGUGCGGCACUCUAUUAAACAGUCGGCUUUCUAUUUGCAUUAAAUAAAUAAGUAUACGUCUAUAUCAGACAAAUAGUUUGUUGAUUUUUAUUUUGUGGACUUUUUCUAAAACCGUAUGACUAAAUAUCAAACAGGCGUGUUAGCUAAAUAAAACGACGCAGGAUAAGGUCCUCAGAUUUUUGUUGUAGGCUGUCAUGGAACGCUAAGUUGACUUAGAAACCUAGUCAACAAAUGAGGUAAAAUAUUUCUAAGAUGUUUUAUUUAUUUCUCCAAAACAAUCCUAUCACACAUAAUAAAACAAUCUGGCAUAAAUAUGUUCGAAGUUACUAGCUCCAGACUCGUCUGAAAAGCUAUUUUUGGCAGUAUCAUUUUGUUGUAAAACUAAUUGAUAGCGUUCCCACAAUAAGGUUUAGCGCCCGGGGUCUUUGUUCCGCUGAUUAGUUGUUUUAUUAAACGCUGUGCUUUGUAUCGGAUUGAUAAUAUAAGUACCUAUUAUCAUAUUUAUUAAAUAUUGUAUUACGGCGAUGGUCCUACGUAUUUGCGUAACUAUUAUUUCGACUAGACGGUACUUGCGAAUCGCGUAUAUUCCAUAUAAGUACAUGAGGACGUUUUCCUAAAUUAUACCCGAAAUUCGGAUCUUGUCCAAAAUGGCGUGCACGAUAACUAGAUCUCCUAGCAGAACCUAACCUAACCUAACCUAAUUACAUAAUUAUAUAUAAUGUAUACAUAUUCUUCAUUUUCUUGCUUUAGGAGAGAUCGGAGCCCGGAACAUUCAAAAUAAUACAUUUUUACCUUAAAUAAACGCAAAAUUUUAUUUUUAAAAUGGAACCACCCUUUUAAACACUGAUUUGAAUAAAAAAUAUUUUUCUUGAAAUUUUGAUAUGCAUAGCAAUAAUAUCAGAUUUACCGUUUAUGAGUUAUAACAGUUUAAAGUUUAGACCGGAGAAGUAGAAAAGGGCCAUAGAUAGCCAAUUUAUUACAAUUAUAAUCAAAAUGUCAAGAAAAAUAUUCUUUAUUCAAAUUUGUGUUCAAAAGGGGGGGGGAGUUUUUAUUUGAAAAUAAAAGUAUGCGCUUAUUUAAGGUAUAUGGAAUAGGAGUAAAAAAUUUAAAAUGGUUAUAAAUAAAGUUUAAACAAUUCCGCAAAGAUUAGAAAAAACAAAAAUCAAAUUUACUUAAAAUCCUCUGAGAUAAUUGCUUGUUCAUGAUAAAAAAAAUCACUCUGUAUAUACGUAAUAUGCAUGGAGGAAACUGAUAGUUUCCUACUAACAUAAUUUGGAAUAUUAUUAUAUUAUUGAACUUUUAUAACUAUAGGGCAUUUUUAAUUUCAUUACAUAUUUUUUCUCUUUUUACUAUUAUCACAAUUAAUAAUUUGAACGUUUAUUUUAGCCACCAAAUCCGGUUAUCAUAAUAUUAUGGUACAAAAUAAAUUCACUGAUAAGAAGGCCUAAAGCCUUCACCAAUUUUCAGAGAAUAUGAUCUCAAACAUAAAAAUAACCGGAAUGGUCUAUCCAUAACUUAAAUAUGAACUUAGGCAAGUAACUAUAGGUGAAUAGUCACUUGGUCAAAUUUCGACCUGGACGUGUACUUCCUGUAUAAACCCCUUAAGUUACUUACGUUUUCGAUUGUUUCUACAUUUAGUUUCUCAAAUUACUUAUUUUAGCUUUGUCAUUUCAUGUGUACUUAAUAAUCUUUAUUUGUGUUUAACAGUGGACCCAUUUAAUUAUAUCCGGUCUAAAAACAGAAUCCAAUAUUCACCAUAAAUGGCAUCGUAUUUUCUUCAAUUCUAAAAUCUGUAAAUCAGUGUCUAUGUCUCGCAUUGUUAGAAAAGUCACGGAAUGGUACUUAUCACAACUGUUCAACGAACAGUAAAAAUAUUUGAUUUUUUUUUACAUUUCAAAUGUGGAUUUCCAUAAAUAGUCGAUCCAACAGUUAACAGUUUUUUGCUUUUCACUCGAAUAAACGUAUUCAAGUAUAUCGACCAUGGUGAUCGAUGGAUUGGGGGAGAAGAUAAUCGACGUGACAUAUAGUGAAAAAAUGCACGUGCACUCAAGGAUCGAUCGAUUGUUGAGUGCAGCGUACUUGAACGACCUUCGUACAAAUUUCACAUGUACUCAUUAUUAUUAUAUGUAUAUAUAAGUAUAUACAAAGUGUUUCGGUUAAUUUUCUACAAUAUAAUCAUCUCUUUUAACUGCAAUUGUUAUCAUCAUCAUUUAAUUUUAGUCAUUUAAAAUUUAAAAAAAAAUUAUGCACUAUAAUUUUACCCAAAACAUUAAAUCUAUGGUUUAUUAUUUUAAAAUGUUUAUAUCAAUGUUUUGAAAAACAAAAACAAUUUUUCCACAUUAAAUUCAUAAAAAUCCGACAUAAAUUUUCCACCAUCAUGGUCAUGGAUGUGUUACUGCACAUUGUUAUAAGUGGAAAGUUGAGAAGAUAGAAUUAUAUAGGGUUAUAUUUUAGUUUAUAUCAUUGCAAACGAAAAACGGUUAUAAGCGAACAUCAGUGGAACACAUAGACUUGAAUUAAAAAUUGUAUUAAUAUGUAGCUAUAAAAUUAAUUAAAAUUAUCAGUGAUUUUUCGUAUCAAAUUUUUAAACAUAUGUAUCUACAUAAAUUAAAAAUUCUUUAAGUCAUUGAAAUACUGUGAUUCUCGUAAAAAUUUGUAAAAUUAACACAUUUUCGAUUCGGAUUUUCGAUACUUACAAGUAUUAUAAUGCAAAAAGAACAAUAUACAUGAUAACAUUAUAAACCUUGAGUAGAGUUUUCGAGCAUUUUUAUGUAGCCAAAAUAAAUAUUAACUACAUUAAACCAGAAAAACUAAUAAAUUUCAAAUAGCUUUAAAGAACUUAUAGUCUCGCAUCCCACACAUAUUACGUGAAUGUGAUUUUGUAGAGUAGCCUCUUCCCCUUCAUGGUGUCAUUAUCAGUGCGCGUUAUUAUAAUAUAAAAAUGAUUCAGAUCACGAUUCAACGACGUCGUCAUAACCCAAUUUGAACUAUUAUUACUAUUGCAUUACGAUAUUAAAUACUUUUUAUACUUUACUGCCACAUUUCGAACACCUGACUAACACACGUAAAAGUAACAGCAAACAAUCUCGUGCGGUCACCUGGAUAUGGUGUAAGUGAGAACGCCACCGUUUUGGCGUCGGUUCAAACGGAUUCCGAACCCAUCAAAACGCGACCGUCUGACAUACGCGCCGGUAUAAUAUUCUCGAUGAAAAAACCGGCAAUAUACGUAUAUCACAUUUACCUCAAAGUAAAAAAAAUUUUAUUUUUUUUUCUAAGAAAAAAGAAAACAUAAUUUUCCGCUUAUUUAAUCUUCGGCCGUUUUACAAAGAAAAUAAAAAAAAAUUCAAACAAUGGCAAUGUCUUUUUAUUUAUAGUAUAGGGUUGAUAACUUUCUGAUAAAAAUCAUAUUAAAAAAGUCCAAUAUUGCUAAUGGAUGUUUCAGAAGAGUAUUUUAUAGUGAGUAUAUAUUAUAAAAUAAUGUACUUACUAUAUCUGUAUUUAACGAUAAACUAUAACUAUCGAAAAACGAUUCUGAACAAAAUAUUAUUUGUCACAUAUCUUCCCUUAAUGCAAAGGUAACUCAGAUAACUCAGAAAUCAAAAAAAGUUCUCAAUUUUUUCGAUUUAUUAAGAAAACAAGGAAAAUUAAAAAAUGAGCUCUUCAUUACAUCAGCUAAAUUCUACAAGAAAAUUUUCCUACGAAUAUCGAUUAUGUGCAAGAUUUCAGGUAAAAAAGUUUUUUAUAAAAAUAAACAACUAUUUUAAAAGGAAGAUUGGAAAGAUGGCAUAUAUACAGUAAUUUAAUUUACACGUAUGAGUAAUGAUAAACUAUUACUAAAGAAUUGCGACUCUGAGUGAAGUUGAGUUAUACAUGUUUUGAAAUGAGAUUGUCGUCUUAGUUUGAUCUUAAAAUUCUUAAAAAAAAACCAUUUCAUUUAGCUAAAUUUUUUUCUGACUAUUAAACACGACUUAUAUUAUACCUCGUGUUAAAUUUUCAAGGUUUUCUGUUAGGUCAAAUAAUUUUAUUCAUAUAAAAUAAAUAGUAGGUAAAUACAAAGAAAAACUUAACAAAGCCUUCGUAAAUGUAAAAUGCCUAUGAAUAGAACAAAAAUCAAAAAUAAUUAAAUCGUAUCGUCGUAAAUCUAUCUGGUUUUUUUUAUGUCUUUUUGCUUUUUAAUUAUUAUACAACUGCUUGGAAAAUCAAAAAAUGAUUACUCUAAUGCACCAACUAGAUUUAAAUAUAACAAAAAAGGUCAUAGUAAAUUAAUAUAUUUUUCGCUCCACUCAGAAUCUAAAAUAUUAUCUAUUAAAAAAUAAUCGAUGUUAUUUUUUCUUUUUCUUAUUAUUUCAGCAUGUAAACAUUUUUACACCUCGUCACAUAUGCAGGCAGAAAUUAUCCAUCGACACACGUGUCUGUUGCCGUAAUAUGGUACUUCCAUCCCCCCCUGUACUCCACUGCUUAUCUGUUGCCGACUAUGCCCAGUAAUCUUAAAUAUUUCCUCAUUAUGUCCAACCAUAUAUCUUCUAGGGCAUCCUCUUGGGUAUUCAGUAUUUGCAGAUUAUCUCGCUAUUUGUCCAACACUUCCGAUUCCCACAAAUUUUCCCAAACCCACCUCAGUCUCGUGACUUUUGGUACUCAUAUUGCUUCACUUCCCCAUAAUACUGAUUAUACACUCUCUUAAUUGUUCUCAAGUCUAAUACCCGUUAUGGUAUGUCUAAGACCCAAAUGACUCUUCUAAUAUAUAUCAUUCUAACUGUAAAAACAAACUAAUGAUGGAAAAAAUUGAAUUACUUAAUAAUAAAAUCGAUACAUUUUAUAUUUUAGCGAAGGAAUUUAUAAAUAUUCUUUACGAUUAAACCAAUAUUUUUAUAUUGUAGUAAAGAAAAUUGAUAACAUUUUUAAUUAAUAAAUUAAUUUUAUAUCGGUACCUAAAAUUGAAUAUUAUACAACUGAACUUUAUCCUACACGUAUAUCUACUAGAAUAGUUAACAUCCAACUUUGUAAUCAUAAAAUGUAUUUUUUUUUUUUUUAUAACAACUAUUUUUUAAAGUAUGUUGGUAUAAACAACAUUAAUUCUGAAAGGUUAAACGAUUGUUCGUGAAACUUAUACGCGUAUUCCCAUGACGAUAUUGUCUAUUGAACUUUUCAAUUUGUCGGGAUAGAGAGUGCAGAGGGAUGAGGACCCAUAUUAGCCUGCAAAAAACAAUAAACAGAGAGUAAAAGAAAAAAAAAUAGGAAGGUACCUGAUAUUUUUCCUCAAUAUCAAAUCCUAUCAAUUCAAUAUAUUAUUUUUAUACGAGUAAGUAUAAAUUUUGUGCUAUUAUUCAUAUCCGUAAUGAAAUAUGCGUUUCACCAUAAGUAAUAAUAUGCUACAUAUAAUAUUUAACGAACCAGAAAAAAAUUUUAGAUACCUAAAAAUGUUUUAAAACGUGAUGCGAUUUUUAUUAUUAUUUAGAUUUUGAGCAGGGCGAGGAAUCUAUUGAUUUUACAAUGAUAUUUUUUAUUCUGUGAAUAAUUUUUCUACCAGAAAUUUUGCUCCGAUGUUCAUGUAUAGCAUUUUCUCUGAAAAGAAAUCUGACUAGUAUGGUAAUUUAAGGAAGUUAUUUUUUUAAUAUUUUUGAGAUGUAUGCAUAAUAAACGGAAAAAACUAAGAAUAAACGUAGGAUAAUGUACAAAAUGUAUUAUUUUCAAAUCGUAAAUAUUUAUUACUGCCUUUCAAAACAUACAUAACCGAACUCCGCUCAGAAUUGAUUUUCGUUAGCAAUGAUUAAUCGUUGCUUACAGAUAAACAUUAAAUUACCCUAUAUUUUCUACCUUCCCAACUUCUCAUAUAUAACAAUGGCCCACCUAUCAUGCGAAAUAUGUCUGUUUGUUUUUUUAUUUUAGUUCGGAUUAUGAAAAAUACGUCCUAAGAUAAUGGAGUCAUUAAUACAAAUUUAAAACUAUAAUGGCUGCAUUUUAGGUAAGUAUAAUAUAAUAUUUAUAUUUUACUUGUGUCCAUGGGAACCUAAUGCAAAUGGACAAGGAGGUGUCCCCCAAAGAAAAUAAUAGUAUGCUAAUUAUAUUAGUGAUGUAGCUAGAGCUCAAUCAAGGGAGGGGGGGAUUGGUUUAAAAAAAAAAAACCAACAGUUUAAAUACUAUUUUAUUUUACUAUUUAUAGGAUAUAACCGUGGUAAAAACAUCAUGAUUAAAAAAUGUCAAGGGGGAGGGGGUAUUUCACCCAUCACCCCUCCUACAGCUACACUUCUGCAUUUUAUAAAUAGAUGAUUAUUUAUUCAUCAUUCCUCAUAAUAGAUUUAUCAUAACUUUAUAAUAUUUUUUUAAAUUUAUUGUUAUCUUAUAUCUAUAUAUGAUAUAUUUAUCAAAAUAUUAGUCUUGAAACGCAUACACUAACAGCAUUCCAAAUUAAUUUCUUUUUAAGAUUCUGAAUAUUUUAAAAAUACUUUUUUUCAAAAGCUUUGAAUAUCGUUUUUAAAAAAGUUUAAAAAAUAUUUUAUUCUUCAUUUUUUUUUUUACUUUUUAGAAUGUUAAGGAUAUACAUUAUUAAGAUGUGUGUUUUAAUGUAAUAAUUAUAUAGUGUAGUGAUUUUGUUCAUGCAUUUCGAGAUUUUUUACAGUUAAAAUAUAAAGUUGAAUUAUUUAACCCAUCAUCAUAGAAUAUUAUUAGUUAUUUUCAGUCAUUGGAAUUUAAAAUUAGAUUUUUUUUUUUUUACAUAAAUAAUUUCAUACUUAUAUACUUUCCUCUUAAUACUUUCCACAAAUUAUUCGAAAUAUUUAUUCUAAAUACUUUUAAAAGUAUAUUAUACAAGUUUGCUUAAAUUUUAAGUGGGGAAAUCUGGUACCACUUUAUUCCUCACCUAAAAAUUAUCUUACAGAUGGCCAUGCAUGUCUCGCGGAGUCAUGAAAAUCGUAUUGUUUGUGUUUCGUUUUAAGAUGAAUUAAAACAAUUAUUUUUAAGUUAGGCUAGGUUAGAUUACUAAGUAUAACAAAACAUAUUUUACUUCGUACAUAAGUACCUACAUAAUGAUGUAGAAUAAUGUACUUUUCUUUUGUUUUAAUUUAAUGUAAUAUUCUCUUUGUAGUUAAAACGACAUUAUAUGUACAAGUGUCUAAUGAUACACGUGUUACCUUAGUGUGAACGAAGAAAAUAUUUAUUUACUAUUUCUUUUGGUCAUUUGCCAAAAAAAAAAAAAAAAAAAUGAAAUGAUAAUUAUGGGUACGACUAUGAUGGCAAGUUUUUAGUUAAUUAAAUUAUAAAAAAAGAAAAAUAAACUUCUACUAAACUUGAAAAUGUUGUUUAUUUCCCAAAGGUUCGUUUACUUUAUACAUGCAUAAUUUUUAAGAGAUUUUUGCAAAUAGCAAAAAUAGUCUUUAAUUGGGUAAAAGUAAAAAAGAAAGAAAAUAUUAUGGAAAAAAAAAAAGAAGACAGACAUAUUUCGCACGUGGGUGGGCUGUUGUUAUAUGUAGAAGUUGGGAAGGUAAUAGAGGGAAAAUUGAAUGUAUAUCUGUAAGCAAAGAUAAACCAUUGCUAAUGAAAAACGAUUCUGAGUGAAUUUCAAUAGUGUUGCUUUGUCAAAAAUAUAAAAUAUGUCAUAUAAUAAUAAAAUAAUUAUGUAGGCAUUGUAUAUUUUCUUUAAUAAUAUUCGUUUAAUAUUGUACCUAUUUUCCCGUUUUUCCUUUGCUUUUUCCCGGUUUUUUCUCAUUUAUUGGGAAAACUCCUGAGAAAAUCAAAAAAAAAUUACCUCCAUAAAAGUACCUCUCCAGUCCAAUUUCCUUUAAAAAAAGGUGUUACACUUAAAAAUUAAAGCAAGAAAAAAAUAUCAUUGUAAAACCAUAAGCUUCUUCGCUCGAUUCAUUUUUUUUUUUUUUACCUCAAAUAUGGGCAGAAAUUUGGAUUUAAGUAGUGCGCUUUGUUAAAACGAGCGAUUUUUCUAUUACCUAUAGCAAACACGUUGUCCAUCGUAUAUCCUUUCAAAUCCCUCCGGAAUUACUAUACAAGUACCGGUAUAUAAUAUAUUUAGUUAAUAAAUGGGUGGGCGGGCGAAUGCACGAACGGGGGUGUGUGGUAGAAAUAUUAUGUACACGCAAGUGGUGUUCGAUUCAGAAAACAAUUGUUCCCGCGAAUAAGCCAGUGAGUUAAUCCACGGACGUUAAUUUUCUAUUAAUAUGGAAAUUCUACCCGCGGUCCUAUUUCCCUGUGAAUACCUACGACUCUCGCUCUCUGCGUGAACCGAAAUAAAUAUAGGUAUAUGUACGGUUCUCGCAUACAAAUGAUAGUUCGUGUCGAUGACGGCACCUGGAUUAAAACUUUUAAUGUUUACCCAUAAAAUACUGCAGCACAGCUGCAAGUUGCAUCCACACAGUCGAACAAUGAUAAUGCGGAUUAAUUUAUCAUCUACAAUAUGGACGUACCAUAAUAUAUUGUAGGCAAUUUAUUCGAUUCUGGGUAUUUACAAAGAAACUAUUAAUUUUAAAAAGAUGUGUUUUUAUAUUUUGAGUGGAGCAAAGAAACUUUGGGUUUUACUAAGAUGUUAAUUUAAUUUUUUUUUUUUUUAUCUGUGCGCAACUUUUCUACCAGAAGAUUUGCUUAGAUUUCGAAGUGUAGCACAAUUUCUGAAAGAAAAUCGGUGUGGGAAAGUACUUGGGGAGGUUAUUUUUCAAUUUUCUCCGUAGUGUCCUCAUCAAAUUUGAAAAGCCAAAAUAAAAAAAAAAAAACAAGAAAAUAUAAGUGUUAUUUAAAAUAUAUUAUGGCCUUCUCCAGUUUCACACAAAUUAAUUAAUUUGUCCAGGACUCCGGAAAUCGUAAUGGCCCUGGUAACAAUGUUGAAAUGUAUUGUUAUGGAUUACCAUAGUAACAUGGGUUAAAUAAAAACAAAUUUAAAGGUUGGAAACAUGGAUGAAAAAAAUAAACCUAGUGAAAUAUAAAAUAAUAUUAAAAAUAUUGUACGUUAAAAAACUGUCCAUGGGCGAAGCCGGGUAAUACAACUAGUACAUACGAGUACAUCGUAUAUAGUAUACUCUUAAACAAAUUGAUAAGAAUACUAUUAGUCAUAAAAUACUCGUACUAAUAAGUCCUCGCUCACGUUAUUUUCACACAAUAAUCGCACGUACAAACAAAAUGUAAUAAUAUAGUAAAGUAAAUUAUUAUAAUAUUAUGUCAAAUACAGAUUUCUAAAGUAUAUUAAUUAUUUAAAAGUAUUUUGAACAAGAAAAUACAGAUAUUCAAAAAUGAAAAAAAAUGUAUUUAAAAUACGUGUUUGAGUAUGAAUACUGAAUAUACGUUUGAAAAGUAGAUACGAAUACUUAUUUUUAGAUUUUGUUCCACCGCUAGAUUCGUACGGUUUAUUGUUGUACCACUCUAAGUAUAUAUGUUGAAAUCAUAUGAUGUUCAACAUAGUCAAAUGCUAUACGUUUCAAUUUAAAAUGCGGAAAACGAUUUAAGAAAUUAUAAAUGUAGGUACACCAAUUUCAAAUAACAGUUCGGUAUCAAUUGAACAUGAAUAUAUUUAAAACUUAUUUAAAAUGCAAUAUACAAUAAUAGCAAAUAAUCGAAAUAGCAUCUUCGAACAUUUCCCGGUGAAUAAGUCAAUUAUAAAUCAACCAUAAGUAUUAUAAGUCUGAACUAAUAUGUUCGUGAAGACUGAGUCAGUGUACACUUGAAUAAAAGUUGUAUACUCACGUAUACUUAACACACGUGCAUUUACUAUCCAUGUUCACGUGUUUUAGUGUUAUUCGCGUAAAUACGUGAGUAUACGACGCGCAAAUGGUUUUUUUAAGCACACGGUUUUAUAGAUCCGAAUGUUAAUCUCACGUGAAUACGUAAAAAGUGUGCGCACACGAAUAAAGGAACUCUAUAAUAAGUAGUCAGCCGUGGAGGUCAUCGCGAGCGCUCUUCGAAUUAAAAAAUACAUAUUAUUUAAAACCGAAUAUGGGGUCACCCCUUAAGUGGUAGAUGGGCGUUCGUUUACCGUAAGUGCAAAAUAAUUGAGUUUUUUUUUUUUUUUUUUUUUUCAGUAAUCGUGUAUUAUUAUCGCAAUAAUAAUAUAGUAUUACCUACGUCGUUGACAGUCGACUAAUAAUUUAUUGUCGACACGACGACGUGCAUUCAACGCUCGCACUAUAUAAUAUAGACGUCUCGAAUAAUGAUCGCAAUCGUAGUAAACAGUAAUAGUAAGAAUCGCAAUAAUAAUAAUAACAAUAUAGUCCGCGACAGCGGAAUUUCGCGCAUAAUUUAUAGUCGACGUAUUACUACAACGCGCAUCGUACCGUAAUCGAAAAUUAUUCAACCACGCGACGACGACGAUGGUUUGCGACAAAUUUCUCUCCGUCGUCAUCGUCGGUUGGGUACCGUUGCCAAAAGUAAGUAUAGUAAUAUUAUAAUAAUAUCCUACGCUGUUAUAUUCGUGCUGUAGGGUAGUCUGUAUUAUGGUUUAAGUAUAACGCGCCAUGACACACAUUUUUACCGCGGCUACUGCCGUCCUCCGCGAUGUCGAGUUUAUUAAUUUAGAUUUACAUAUUCAAAACAUAUUUGGUUCCACGGAAAAGGGGCUCGCAAGUAGAUUUUCGGAAUUUUUUAUUUUUUUUUUUUUUUUCAGUAUUGGCGACAAAUAGUCUGUAACGGUAUAAUAUAAUAUUAAAAAAAAAAAAAAAAGAUGUAACCUAACCUUUAUAUAUUAUAUAAAGGUUAGGUUACAUUCAUUUUUAAUUUUAUAUUAUACACUCCGUAAUUGAAGAAGUAAGUGUAACAACAAGGCAUCUUAAUCAUUUGUAUAUUUCUAUAUGAAAAAAAACAUUUCCGUCGACUGGUGCAAUUAUCGGACAAAUCCGACCGUUAGUAGUUACCGGAAUAUAAUAUAGUGGACGCAGCUUAUUGGACUCAUGUAUAUACGGUUCAGUCGCUUAUUAGAACCGAAAUCAAUUGCAACGGUCCGGACGUAUCCAAAUACGUUCUAUCCUUCCACCAUUUCGCCUGUAAGGUCCAUUCGGUUAUUGGACUCAAUUUGAGCUGGUCUUAUAAGCAACGUCCACUAUACAAAUAGACAUCUAUUUUUUUCUAAAAACAAGAAAUAGUCUGAAAAUGUUUAAUUUUUGCCUAUGGAUGUCUAUAAUAUGUCCGUGUUGUUGCCUUGGCCUAUUGACCACACUGAAUUUAUUUUACUAUCACUGACUACGUCUAUACGAGUUCCUUUGUAUUUUAUAACUUGUUUUGUAUAUAGGCAUACACGUUAUAUACGUUUACACGUAUAAAACCGUUCACAUACUAUUGUUAUUGUUUAAUCACUAUUGGUUAUAUUUUUAGCGCAACAACGCCAGAAAUUUCCAACUUUUAAAAUCGUUUUUAGACUCUCCUGAAUAUUUUAAUAAUUUUAAGAUUUGUUUUGGAAUCAACUUCUUCAAUUUUUUGAUCUGAACCGAAUAAAUGUAAGCAUUUUUAAAAUUUAAUUUUCCUGGAUUGAAAACUAUACAAAAUCGACUAAGUCCUUCUAAUCCCCGGGACCGAAUAUAUAACAAUAAUAUGAUACGGCUUCGUUUCCACCACCGCCUAUACAGUUUUUAUCGUCGUUAUAACUGAUACUUAUACUCGUAAUAAUAAUCCAUCGUAGAAUUUCGCAGAAGGAAACAUGUAAUAGAGUAGGAGGGGCGUUAUUCACGGUAAAAAUAUCCCCUGUAAAAAGUAUCUCUUGACUCUUAUGGAUAUACAUCUAAUGGGAAUAUCGAUAACAUAUAAACAUACUAAUACUGCUGAUGGGUUAGGUUAGGUUAGGUAGAAUGCACAAAGUUAUUUUAUUUGUAUUUUAAAUCAAUGAUAAACCAUUGCUAACAAAAAAAGAUUCUGAGCGAAGUUCGUUUGUACGUAACUUGAAAUAUCGUAAUAUUUACGAUUUUUAUCCAAAAUACAACAAAAUAAGUUCUGGUGUUAUUUUUCGAUUAGGUUAGGUUUCAAUUUUUCUGUUCAAAACGUUGUUUGAAUAGAAAAAUAAAAUGUUUUCAAAAAAAGUAGUAAAAUCAAUAGAUCUCUCGCACUAAAUGAUGCACAGUUAGGCACUGUCUAUUUAAAUAGGUAAACGUUUUCUUUCCAUUACAUUUUUCUAAACCAGUUAAAAACAAAAAAAAUAGAAUAAUAGAAAAUUAUUUAGUAUUUCUUUUGAUAAAUAAUUUUAAUAUCACUUUGUUAUUUUGGUUAAAACUUAAACUAUUAUUAAACUUUUAUUGACGAUAAAAUGUGUAGAAAAAACCUAUUUAUAUAACCAUGUUGUCUGCGUUUAUUUUUCUACGGAACUUAUAUAUUUUUACUUGAUAAAUAUUAUUAUCACAUAACAAGUCGAGUAUGCAGUCUAUGCAGUGAUACCCGAUGGAUGCGUGAUUGAAAGCGUAGAAGACUGUAGAAACAUAGACCGAUGUAUUUGAAGUAAUAACUACUAAUAGUUUAUUAAACGAAUUUUUUCAAAAGAGGAUGGUUUGGUAGAACCGAUUUGUAUACAAAUUUGUUAGUCCUCGCAAAAAACGUGUUUUACAUGCCACUGUUCAAGGGAAAUAUUGCAAUCUUAAAAAACAAAUUAAACUACUUAUAUUAGCAUAUUCGUUACAUAUUUACCGUUAUAAUAUUGUGUAUUAUGUAUUUUUGAUUCCUAGUGGAGCGAGACAUAUAUUUGGUUUUACCAUUAUGUGUGCAAAUUUGGUUUUCGUUCUUUGAGCAAAGAUUUUUAUUUUCAAUAUAAGGGUGAAUUGUCUUAUUAUCAAAUUUAAAGGUAAUAUAGCCUUAUAGUUUUUGUUUUUAUGGCAGGAUUAUUCCGAUUUUUUAAUUUUCAUGUGAAACAUAAACAAUUAUAAAUUGAGAUAUUUCGCAUUAUCACACCUCGCUUAAAAAUUAAAAUAAACCGAUUAACGAACAUAGAUAACAUUUUCUUACCUUAAAGUUAGUUAUAAUUUUGAUCAAUGGAAUAUUUUCGGGGGGUAGGGAGGGUUAGGGAUCCUCCCUUCAAAAGAAAAAAUUUGAUUCAAAAGUCAUAAAUGACUUGUUACGAAGGUAUAAAGAAAAAGAACAUAAAUUUAUACAGGGUGAUUUUUUUUAUCAUAAACUAGUAAUUAUCUCGGAAGAUUUUUAGUGAAUUUGAUUUAUAUUUUUUUUAAUCUUUGUAGAAUUUUUUAAACUUUAUUUUAAAACCAUAUUUAAUUUUUUACCCUUAUUUUUUACAUCUUAAAUAAGAACAUACUUUUCUAUAUCAAAUAGGAACCUCCCUUUUUUGAAAACAGAUUCAAACAGAGUACAUUUUUUUAGAAAAUUUUGAUAUGCAUAAAACUAAUAUCAGAUUUACCGUUUAUGAGUUAUAACUGUUUAAAGUUUAGACCGGAGGAGUAGAGAUAAGAGUUAUCAAUUAUCAUUAUUAGUAAAUAUAUAAUUUAUGAAGUAGUGAUAAAAAUUAAAAAUGGUUUUAAAAUAAAGGUUAAACAAUUAUACGAAGAUUAAACAAAAUAUAAAUCCAAUUCACUUAAAAUAAUUUGAGAUAAUUACUGGUUCAUGAUAUAAAAUCACCCUUUUUUAGAAAAAUGUUGAAUCCCCCCUCACAAAAAAUUUGAAAAUACGCCACUGAUUUUGAUUAUACUAUAAGAUAAUACAUAAAUUCUGUCGAAUAUUAAAACGAACAACACGGUAUUUUUCCUGCUAGACGCAAAUUUGGCACUUCGUGCGUUUUUUAACACGGAGACAGCACGUCAUGCGGAUGCAGGAAAAAUUAACUAAAAAUCGAAUGAUUCUCAAAAACAUCAGAUAUCGUAAAUUUGAUUUCAGUACGUCAUAAACGAUGACGAGAGUCGGGUCGUAUAUCGUAUUGUCAAUGUCAUUUGGGUCGGGCUUAUCGUCACGAAACUAAUUUAACGACUGGUGUAUCCAUAUUAUUUUAUUAUUGCGUGUUGUUAUUCAUUUUAAACCGUCACUCGAAACGUCCGUUAUUAAUUAUUAUUGCGUUCACCGCAAAUUCGAAUAAUAUUAUGUAUUAAGAUCGCACUGUUAUUGCCGUUAACGCCUAUAAGACAGGGGCGUGAAAGAAAAGUCACCCAAAAUCGAGUAGGUACACACCUACGUCGUUCGGUCGUAGUUUUCGAGUGACAACAACGUCACUGACAAUAAUAAUCAUUUUUCAAAUAAAUCGAAAAUACAAAUAAUUUAAUUAUUUAAAUUGAACAAAAUAUGAUUGAUGAUCGGCUGCAAUAAUUCAAUAGGAUUUUUAUAAACACAUAAAAAAUACGGUACACCCAACUCUCUGUAAUAAUUUGCAACGUGACUUUUGACCGACCACCGUUGCGUCAUUGGUUUUGUUUUUUUUUUUAUCAUUUCAUAAUAAAUGCGAUGAUUGACGAUGAUUAAAAAUGUACAUUUUUUGUAUUUUAUUUUAUAUUAAUUUAACGGGAUAUGAUCCAGGUGUACGUAGUUUGACAGAAAUACGAACAAAUUAAUAUUAAAUAGAUACAAUAUGUAAAGCGAUAACGAACUACACGAAAAAUAAUGACACUAGUAAAAUAUUAUAAUAUUACAACAACGAAAACAUUGAAAGGUCCACAUUACCAAGACUCAUUAGUAGGCUUAGGUGCUUUUAACAUUUGCAUAUUUUUUUCUGAAUAACAUGAAAAUAGCAGAGCAAGUAGAAAUCCUGUUCAUGUUGUACAGAAUCUAAAUCCAAAAUUUGAUUGCGCAUAUUUUUGCCUUCAAUUUUUUUUUUCUUAUUAGACCAUAUAUUAGCUGAAUGUAGCUUUUAAGUGCCAUAACAGACCAUUUAAUAUAUUUUUAAAGCAUAUUUUAGUACAUAUUUGGUUCUUUUUUAAAGCAUAACUGUAUGAUUUUUAGAGCUAAGCCUACUCAAUAGUCAGAUUAUUGAGACUAAAUCUCGCAUAGUUGUAACUGUAAAUAGGAGCAUCAAAAGUAUCAGUAAUACUUGUUUUUUGAGUCUUAGAUUUAAAAAAUUAGAGAUAGUAGAUAGAAGAAUAAUCGUGAUCCGAUCAUUCACUAUAUUAUUAAUGAUGAGUUUGUCAAAUUUUAAACCUUGCGCUGCACUUACUCUUACUAACUAUUGACCAACAUCAACAGCAACAGUGUGGGUGUCCCAUAUUAUUAAAUCGUUUUAUAUAAUAUCAUACUGUCGGUAUAUUAUCCUCACGAAUAAGUAUUCAUUUUUUCGAUUGGGAUAUUAAUUUCACAAGUAUGCUACGAGUUUUACUAUUAUAACAUCAUUUGGUUUACGAUUAUCGUGGCAUGUUGUUUAUAUACAAUAAUAUAACCCGUCAAAGUUUAAAGUUUAGCGUUUGUAUUUUAACAUAUUAUCGCCGCGUUCCCUCGAGAGAAAUUAUGUGUAGAAACCACGUUUAUGGGUCUGACACGGUGACCUUAUAGGCCCGUGUGGCUAUAACACGGGGCUAUAAGGGGGUUAAUUUACACGGGACUUAUUAACACCGUUACACCGUUCGGAUAUCCGAACCGACUUAUUAUGUGAACUAGUGUAUAAUAAUAUUUAUAGUCGGAUGAUACGUUUAACUUUGUUGAGGAUUUUUUUUGUUAUUUGGUAUUAGUACCCGAACACAAUUUAAAUGACUCAAAACCCGUUAAAUGGUUAUCGUCGGAAACUAUUUGGGAAAAUAUUAUCUGAAAGACCGAGAAUGAAGUAAUGGAAUGAUGUGAUCGGGAAGGUCAUGAAAUCUUUAACAGACGAGUGAAAGUGAAAGAUGUUAUCAAUUGAUUCGGAGAUGGCUGUAGGCUGAUUGAUCGUUAGACGCGAUAGUCCUUAAGAUACCGAAUAAACCAUAUAAAAAAAAAAAAAAAACAUUUUUAAAAGAUACCCCUCAGAAUAUACAGCAGAAUAAGAAACUACGACGUCGUUUUUAAUUUUUGGCAGUUAGUUGACCCAGAUAAAUGCAAUUCCCCUGUUCCUUUUCGUAUUUUAUAGCUAUACACGCUAACCGUUUCAACUUUUAAACACAACCUCAAAUUUUAUUGUCAAUUUAUUGAAACCACCCGGUCUUAGAAAACUAAAUCAAAGCACUUACAGAUAAUAUGAACUUUUAGUACUUAGCCACUUAGUUUUUCCGUUAUUUCUAGUGAACUUCCGAUUUCCGAGCUUAUAAUAUGCAUUAUAUUUCUUUAUCGCAAAUAUUACAUAAAUAUCAAGGUAUAAUAUAUAGACUAUGUCAUGGAAAGCUUGUAGAUUUUCUAGAAGACGCUCAUCAAUUUAAUACUUAUAACUUAUAUUGAAUGUACACAAUUCAUUAAGCAUUAACAUUAAUAAAGUCAUUAGGGUCAAAACUGUUGGUGAAAUACUAGAAAUACAUCUCUAAGCGGCCGAAUCACCUACAAUAUUCAGAUCUUUUCUUUCAAGACCUAAUCCGAAAAGUUAUACCAAAGUCACUUUCACUUGCAGAAAUAAAAUGUUUGGGAUUUUUAAACAUUUUUUUAAACUACGGUUUACUACCGUUUAAGAUCUAGAUCAUUCGAAUUUAAAAUUUCCACGGUUAGGUACUUGCCAUAAUUUCAAAAUGUUGCGUGAAGACAUGAUUAUUAAUUUUUUUUUGAAGCAGCCAUAAAAAUAAUAAUGUCAUUAUUAUUAUCAAAGUUUUCUUCUGUGACGAUGUUCACAAACAAAUAAAGCACGAUAGUAAAAUUAGCGAUAAAAUAUAAUAUUAUAUUAUAGUGAUAUCGGAGCGUAAAAAAUAAUUGAAUUUUCUUUACGGCAGCGGAAACAUUACGGAAGUAUAUUCGUUAUGAAAUUAAUAAGUUAAAGGUAGGUAUCUGAAAAUCUAUAAAGAUUGUAUUAUUUUCAUUGUGUUUCUCGAAAAAGAAAAUGCUAUACCGAAACAUUUAAAAUUAAGAUUAAAAAGUAGAAGUAUUCGUAUCCAAAUAGCAUGCUUACGAUAAUUAUUCGAAUAUUGUUAUUAAAAAAUUCGUACUAACAAAAAAUAAAUUGGCAAUUUUCCGUUUUUAUUAUACGAAAUAACAAAUUAUUCAUUAUUUGAGCUUGUUGCAUAAGCUGAAAAACAGAACAUCUAUAGGUACAGCAGUGGUCAUUAUGUUUAAGCAAAUUUCAUCGUAGAUACUUACGUAUAAUUUAUAAGAAACAAUAAGGAACAUCAAAUAUUUAAAAAAUAAUACUUGCGAGUUGUGUAUAGCACUAAGCAUAAAAUUUGUUAUUGAAAAAAAAAAUACAUAAUAAAACAAACAGCGAUUUUUUUUAAAAUUAAUUAUAUUGUUGGUAAAUAUUAUAAACCUUUUAUCAAGAGUACGUGCUAUCGUUAUUUUAUUUUAUAAUAAAAAAAUAAAAAGUAAACUCAUUGUUAUAGAUUUUACAAAAAAAAAUAUUUAAUUUUACUUAUUUAAGUAUAAGAUGCGAAGAAUAUUGUCUAUUUUUUCGGUUUUUCCCAAAGAAAAUUGAAAAAUGGCCUCCUCAGUGUACCAACUAAAUCCAAAAUUCUACAAAUCAGCUUUUUUAAAAAUAUAUUCUUUGCUGCAUUCUGGUCAGAUCACUGUUGUAGAUGGGAAGUUCAGAAGGUAGGCUACACAAAGUUAAUCAAAUUGAUGUUUGUAAGCAACGAUAAACCAUCGCUAACGAAAACCGAUUUGGGAUAAAGUUAAUUUAUAUAUGUAUUGAAAGGCCGCAGUAUUCAUUUCAAUAUCAUAUACCAAUUCGUUAAAAUUUUAUAUUGAAAAUCUCAUUAAAAAAAAAAUACUACAUUACACUCAGUUUUCUUUUUACUACUUUUAAUAGAAUUUCUUUCGAAUCCUGCAAAAUGUUCAAUAGUUUUUCUGUUUAAUCUAAUAUUUUUAUCCACAGAAUACAUACCAAUUACAAAUUACAUAAAACAACUCGACAAAUUAAAAUACUUAUAAAUAGCUAAAAUAGUUUUAAAAAAUAAAAACAAAAUUGAAAAUAAUAUCAUUAUAAUUGAAAUCAUUAUCAUCGUACAUUUAUAAAAAAUUUACAUUUACCCCCUUCUUUCAACGUUUUUUUUCGGUUUUGCUCAAUUAUUUAAAAAAAACUACAAGUAUGUAAUAUUUAUUACAUACAUAUAUUUUAAGCGAUAUUGACUACUCGUUAUUUAUAACAUAGUUUUUCGACUUAAGAUUUAUAUUUGAAAACAAACAUUUUAUAAACUUCGAUUACAAGAUAUUUUUACGAUAUUUAUUUAUGAAUACAGCACGGUAACGAAAUGUCCUUAACGACAGUACUUUUUUCGAAUAACACGAUUGCUAACGUUUUUACCUCGUACGUUUAGUACAAUGUUGUCAUAUCGGUAUUAUCGAUUUGUCACUGAUCGCAGCGUAAUAACAAUAUAUAGUGAAACCUGUCCAUAAGGAGACACUAAUGGGACCAUCAAAAGUGUCUGUUGGGUAUUUGUUGUAGAAAUGUUAAGUGUUUGUUUAGUCAAAUUUAUUAGGUUACUUACGUUUUCCCGGUGCCAAGUUGGCCGCGAGUUUACGAAAUAGACCAGUCGCUAUAAUAUCUUUGCUUUUUUAAUUUGUUGACAUAGUAUUUGAUACACAUUAUUGUUUUCAGCUUAUAAAAAUGUAAUCGGUCGAACGUAUAGAUCGUUUGUUUUCUUUGUUUUGCUGUAAAAUUGUUUGCGGUUAUCAUGACUACGUGAUAAAUAUCACUGUCCGUGUCCUUUGUAGGAAAAUUCCGUUACAGAUAGGUAGAAAAACCUUGAAAUACCUAUCAUUUUACCUGGACUUUGUUAUUUUAUAGUUUAUCCGACUAGAGAGGUGUCCGUUAUACACAAAUGCAGGAUUGGUUUCACUGUAUGUAUAAUAAUUUAUAGUUUAUAAAAAAAAAUGUCUAUUGUCGGUUAUUGUUUUAAAAUUUUAACUACAGUAAAACACUUAUCAUUAAAUCACGUAUCAAUACAUGUAUUUAUAUAAAAAAAAAAUAAUAAAUUAUAAUAAUAAUUAUUAGUUAAUCAUAUAAAUCAAUCGUAAAUUUACCUUAUACACUUACAUACUUUAUACAUAUUUAUAAAAUACUUUUGGGCAGAUAGUUUGGAAUACUUAAUCGUUUGAUAAAUGGUAUUUCGUCAGAUUUUAUAAUUUUCUCUUAAGAUUUGUCUUUCAACUGUUUGUUUAUUAUUGCCUUUGCAGCGCUAAAAUUAUGUUAGGGGCGGGGGGGAAUUCAUGGAAUGAACUCUGGUAAUGGCGUAAAUAGGCCUUGAUUUUUGGUGGUUAAGAAAUAUUUACAUUGUUUAUAUAACUUUCUUUCCGGGGCAGGAUUUAAACUUUAAGGGGCCCAGAGCAAAGAAUCUACAAAAACUUUUAAGAUUUCAACAUUUGAAAAAUUGCAUACUUCAUAGUUAAUAUUACUAUAAGUAUAUUUUAUUCAAAAUUAAAUCCGCAGAAAUAAAUAAAUUAUUAAACUAUAAUAAUAUUAUACCUGUAAAGUAUCAUUCACAGAGAUGAAACGUUGGAUUUUAUUAUUAUGAUAUAUUUAAUUGUGAUAUUUCGAAUAAAUUAUGUCUGAUAUUAACAAUAAUAUUUUUAUUUUGAACUGAUAACUACGGUGUGAGAAGAUCAUCGUCAAAUAACGUUACGAAAUAAUAUGACGACUACUAUGAUAUCGUACGCGUUACGCAUGAAAUAAAAUAUGUAUUUUGGAUAUUCAAUGCGUUGAUCCAGUUUCAGUGUGAGAAACGGAAUCAUCAGAUAUCAGCCAUAUAAUAUUAUGUUUUAUGAACGUAUAUUUUAGAAUUUCUAGUGGUUCAGAACGAUGUCUUUGAAUCACUAGAUAUCGAAUGCGGUGGUUCGUGUGGAUCCAUUCAAUGUACUUGUACGAAAUGAAUCAAUCCAGUUUUUUUUUUUUUUUUUUUUAAUAAACGUUUUACAUUGCGUUUUUUUACAGAAAUAUACUUUUAAAGUUAAAUUAAAUCACUCCAUAUGCGACCAUAUCGAAAUCCUAGUGACCUACCUACUCUAUAUUUGAUACAAACACAUAAUACCCUUUAUGACGUUUUACAUAUUGUAUGACGAAAUUCAAUACGUGCUGUUUAUCGUUCGCACACUACCAAUUACUUAUCCAAAUUUGAUAUAUACUUACGUUAUAGUGACUUAUUCUCUCGGCAAAAUAAACGUGCUCGUAUAAUCCUAACCUAACCUAUAUCAUAUACUUACGCGCGGUGUUUUCUUUUUGUAAGAUGAGUUUUGACGAUUCGAAUAGUAUUAUUGGUACGUAGUAAUGGAUUUUACCCGCGAAUUCUUAUAUUUUAUGUAUCCGUUCCAAUCUUGUUUAAUAAUUUAAUGUUGUAUUGAUUUAGAUAAACAUGCAUUGAUUAAAAUACUUUACUAAUUAUUAUUAACUGUAUGCUCUUCAUUUAGUUUUAAAUCCGGCGGAACACUGGAUUAAUUAUUGAUAAAAAAAAAAAAACCGUUGUUUUAUUUAUUUUGUUUUAAAUUAAACCAAUUGGAAUAGGGUCUAUUAUAAUAUUACUCUCCGUAUUAAAAGCAACAUUUUGAAGUGACUAAUAUUAAUAAUGAUUUCGAGGUAUACCUAUCUUUUUUAUUUUAUUUUGAGCGGAACCAGUGAGGUUUAACUAUGAUGUGCGUUUUUCUUUAUUUACAAAGAGGUUUUCAACCAGCUCUUAAAAUUGUUGGAGAAUUUUCGUAAAUUUUUUAGAUCUAGUUGGAAAGUCCAUUUUUUUUCUUUUUACUUAUACAUAUAAAUAUGAGGGGAAACCCGAGAAAAAACGGUCGGACAAACUGUAAUAUUUACAUUAUACGACAUUGGAUUUUAUCAAGAAUAAUCAGUAAUGCAAUUGCACCGUGUUUCUUUUUAUAAUAGUUCCAAAUUCAAGUUUUGAAAAAUAAAAAAACUCGUUAUUUGUAACGAAUAACUGUGGGAAAUAUUAUUUAAUAGUUACAAAAUAUUAGUACGAUUUUUUAUUUAAAUUCGUGGCAACAAAAGCUCGAACGAAAUGCCACUCAGAAUGAAUUUUUUAUUGAAAUGAUAUCGGUAUCUGAAGUGGAGGUCCACUGCUUCUGAAAUCCCAUCCCAUCCUCUUGUGUUCGCCAACGCCUUCUCCUAUGAUAAUACCGUAAAACACCGUUUUUCGUUCUUAUCCCAAUUAAAAGUCGAGCAUAACAAUAAUUGUUCUUUAGAUACAGCUGUCACACGACACGUCUGCAAGACGGCAGCGGUGUCGAUGUACACAUUAUAUUUAAUGCAUCCACAUGGUAAAACCCUUGCCCGAUUAAUUCGAUACAAAAUGUGAAUUGUGUGUGUGCGUGCGCAUGCGUGUGCAUUAAUAAAUUAUAUGCGAAUACGAAUUGAGUUUAAUUGAAUUUUCAUCCUGAUAUACGUAUAAUAGGUAUGCGAGAAACCUGAGAGAAGGCACCUACAAUAAUACCUAUACAUAAUAUAUCUAUAUACGGUUUUUAAAACGAACACUUUGAAUAAUUAAAACCGGCGAUAUAUCUGACGAAUAAAUGGAUUUAACGUAAUAUUUAUAAUGGUAAAUAUGUUAUAUGGCAUGAAAUAGACAAAAAAAAAAAAAACAAGAAAAAAUUAAAAUUUGAUAUACCUACAACUGUUUACAUUAAUUUUGUUUCAAUUAGACGACAACACUGCCAAUGCUGCUUUUUUUUUUUUGUUUUUAAAGAGGCGGGUUAUGAUAUUAUUACCGUUUUUUCAUGUGCGGAUUAUGUUUCCAAAUCGAAACAACAUCUUCAAUUCGCAGUCUACAUCUUAUUAUCAUAGGUAGUAUUUAGUACGACUAUAGACAAUUUUUAUUUUUUAGAAAUUUACGGCAUCUCUUCUGAUAAAUUUUUCGGAAAAAAAAAAGGAAUUAAACAAUACUAAAUCAAUGAAACUCGUAAAAAAAAAAAAAAAAAAAAUAUAAUAAUAAUGACCGAUACUUGUUAAUUCGGUUGAUUCGGUUAAAAAAUCUGAACUAUUACAUAAUACACAUACUACGAAUUUCUAUAGAAAAAAAUCGUGUGUAUCGUGUUACAGGAUUAGCAAGCCGGCACCAUCGUAACUCCACAAUUAUCGGCAACAGCACCAACACCAUCACCGGCGGUACACCGGCACGAUGUGACCGUCGUCCGGCAGGUGGCCGGCCACCAUGGACGACGUGUGGUGGUACGACACUGCGGAGUCGGGGGCGGGCGUUGCGAAAUCGGGUGUCGGCAGUAACGGCACGUCGUGUGGCGGCGUAGUGGCCGGUGUCGGGUGUGGGGUUGGUCAAGGCAACAAAACGGCACAGACAGUGGCCGGAGACGAGGCCGGGGCCGGCGUCGGCGUAGUCGGCGCAGCGGCGGGCGCGGAUGACGGUGGCACUGACGUGGCCACCGCGGUGGGUCCAGUGCUCGUCAUCAAGACGGUAGCCAUGUGCUCGAUAAUACUGUGCGCCGUGCUGGGCAACGCGCUGGUGGUGAUCAGCGUGGUCCGGCACCGCAAACUCCGCAUACUUACCAACUAUUACGUGGUGUCGCUGGCGUUCGCUGACUUUCUGGUGGCCCUGUGCGCCAUGUCGUUCAACGCCAGCGUCGAAAUCACCGGCAAGUGGAUGUUCGGUUAUGUCAUGUGCGACGUCUGGAACAGUCUGGACGUGUAUUUCUCUACCGCGUCCAUACUGCACCUGUGCUGCAUCAGCGUGGACCGGUACUAUGCCAUAGUCAGUCCACUCCAGUACCCGAUUACCAUGACCCAACGCACCGUUUUGUACAUGCUGCUCAACGUGUGGACGCUGCCCGCACUCAUAUCGUUCUUGCCGAUAUUUUUCGGCUGGUAUACCACCGCUGAGCACCAAGCGUUCCGCCGCAAGAACCCAAUGUCGUGCGUGUUCGUCGUCAACCGUUACUACGCGAUCAUAUCGUCGUCCGUGUCGUUCUGGAUACCCGGAGUUGUCAUGAUCGUCAUGUAUUACAGGUUAGUAUUCAACGCUCAAUAAUCAAUAUCGUAAUAAGCACUCUAAGGCUAUACAGGGUGAUUAUUUUAUCAUUAACCAGCAAUUUUCUCGGAGGAUUUUAUAAACAUAAUAAUAUGCAAUUUAUUACCCUUUCAAACUCCUCUGAUCUAAAUUAUAAACCGUUAUAACUCAUAAAUGUUAAAUCUAAUACUAGUGUUAUAUAUAUCAAAAUUUCUAGAAAAAUAUUUUCUAUUUUAAUCUGUGAUUGAAAAGGAAAGUCGCUAAUAAUGGAAAGUAGAUGCUCAUUUCCGUUUUAAGAAGUGAGACUAACAAAUUGAAAAUAGGGGUAAAAUAAAACUUGUGCGAAUGAUUAAAAAAAAAAAAAAAGAAAUCAAAUUCACUCGAAACCUCAGGGAAACUCGCUAGUUCGUGAUAAAAUAAUUAUUCUAUAUACAAUAUUUAAAUGUAGGUACAAUGUAUAUGUAACUGGCAAUAUUGAUAAUUUAUGUUCUUUUUUCUUUUGCAUAAUACAUAGACGCAACCGAUUGGUUUUAGAAUGUAAUGAAUAAAACGUAUAUUAUACAAAAUUACCUAAGUAUUUUAUGGUAUUUACCUAGGCAGUAGCUAAUUUAACCCACGAAGUAUAACGACUAUUCGUGUUUAUUGCGUUUUUUGAAAAAAAUACAUGCAUUAUUUCGAAUCAUAGUCCAUAGUAAAUUAAUAUAAUCUUUGAAUAUACAAAAAUCACUCAUGCGACGCAGUUUACGUGCGAUGCACUCUGACACUAAUCAACCGAUUUUAAUUAGAGAAUGCUAAUUACGUAUGAUUUGGUCCGACGUAAGAGAUAGGAUAGUCUUAAUUGAGACUUGAUUUACGCAAAACGUUAUUAAUUAACAUUAAUGAAAUCAACAGUAAUCAAGUUUAGAUUAUGUAAAACGGAACUUAACCCAAUUGAGUUUAAAAGUUAACUUUUUUGCUUUACUUUAGUCAAUAAUAUUUCAUGCAUACCAUUGAUAUUAUUAUCGGCGUAAUUUUAUAGAGUAAGACGAUGUAUACCUUGUAUACUAUGCUCGAGGUAUAGACAAAACAAAAAAAAAAAAGAACCACUAUCAAUAUAUUUCCGUUUUUUUCGCGAGGAAAAAAACAACAUGGAUAACUUAUUAUACCACGUGCUGACAGAACGGUAUUAUUAUUAUUGAACGUUUUUCCGACCCGACGUACUCGUAUAUAUUUCAGGUAUCGAUAUAUUUGAUUUAGAGUCCAAUCAAACUUUAUAGAUUUAGUAUCGAAUGUAAAAGAAAAACUUCAUAAAUAUAUAUAUAUAAUUUAUAAGUAUAUUUAUAUAUACGAACAAAAUUAUCUGUCGUUAGUUUUCUAUUUUCGAUAAAACUACCUAUGUUAUAUUAUAACAAAUUUCCAAACCGGUCAAACAAUGAUCGAACAGCAAUUUUGUUUUCAUCAUUUUCUUUCGACAAGCUAAACAAUUUACGGUAGAAUUCGAAUUUAUCGUCAAAGUUUUAAUACUAUUUGUAUUAUGUAGUUUAUAUACAGCUGGGUUAUUAUUAUAUUUAUUGUACUCGCCAACCCCCAGUCUGAUUCGUGUAUUCCGAAAAAUAUGACGUGAUCGUAAAACUGGAGGUCGUGCAAUCCUCAAUUUUCGACCAUAGUCCUAUAGAGAAAGAUACUGCCAGUUCCCCAUACCCUUCACAUAAAACAGCAUUAUCAGAACGAUACAGAGAAUGUUUAAUAAAAUCAUAUAAAACACAUCACAGGAUUAGGCCUUAUAAAAACAACUCGGGAAAUUGUAUAUAUUCUACCGUCCCCAAAAAAUACCCAAAGGACCCGUUUCGCUUAUUAUCACUUUCUAUCACUAAUAUUUUUCCUCGAAGAAGCGUCCUUACUGACUGCUUACUACGAUUAAUCAAUAUAGCCUACGUCCAAUUAACUCCUCUGAUAGCUUAUUGCAGUCUCGACCGAUCUAUAAAAUGAUCCCUCAAUAAAAAAAAAAAAAUCUCGAUUCAUAAUGUGCGGUUUAAUGGGAUAGUGGGUCACAGAAACAAAAAAAAGAAAGUUGAAAUUAUACAAAACACAUACUGGAUGUCCCACAAUACCCACUGAAAUAUUUCCAAAGAUAAUAAAGGUAAUCAAAUUCUGUUUUGUAUAUUUUUCUCAGAGAUGAGGACUUUGGAUACACAUAUUUGAAUUAGAUUUUUAAAGAUGGCCGUUUUAUUAUUACUAUGGCUAAAUAACCGGAUACAUCUUUCUUUGAAAUUUGAACAAUUACUAAAAACCAUGAAUUAAAUGAAAAUAAAAUAUUGAUGCGUCAACAAUUUUCAGAAGAAUAUUAGUAAAAUAGCUUUAAAUUUCAAAUUUUUCAAAAAAAAAUAAAAUAAAAACUUAUUUUUUUAAUUUUUUUUUACCGAAACAUACAAAAUUUAUUGAAAUAUUUGUAUUUGUAGUCCUAAUCCUUGUGAGUAAUAUAAAAAAAAAAAAAAAAAAAAAAAUAAAUUCGACAAUCGUAGUAAUCUCUAGGAAUACUAAAACGGGUAUGUCAUCGUGGGACACGCUGUAUACUACCACAUCUGAUACAAAUUAAGAUUUAUCCUGGAAAUUUGCAUAUUUCGCCGUUGGAAACCCAUGUAGUUAUAUUGUCAUUUAAUUUGGCAUUUGGAAUAAUUGUUUUAUUACUAGAACUAGGCUACAUCUGGACAUAAUAUAAUUUUUGUCUGCAACCGAUUAUAAGAUUAUAGACGCACGGGAGAUCGCGUACAGGCUACCAGCUAUGAAAUAUCCUAAUUGAAGCUUAACUGUUCAAAUUAUUAUAAAAUUUCUAUAAAUCCAAUACUCGUUCUCGGCGUUUCUUGUAACAAUUAUUUUAAUAUUUUGCCGAGACCGACUGCCAACUUCGCGUUAAAUGCCGUCGACCCGAAAUAAUCCGAUCGUCAAUUCCGUGGAAUGAUCGUGAGCCUUCUGUGUGCGGCGUUCGGAUGGCGGCGGCGGGUGAUGGUGGUGGUAGUGGUGGUGGUAGCGAAUGGAAUUCGAGGAAGAGGGCGGAAGUUAAUCGGUACAGUGGAGGUCGUUUCCGGUUUACACAGUGUAUGCGUAUAAUAGUAAUGUCUUUAUAUAUAUAUGGGAGGAGAGCGUUACGUAAGCCGUCGUCAAAAGACAGGAAACGAGUAAACUUCAAACGAUACAGUAGUAUUGUGCGCCGUGACCGCGGUCGCCGGAACCGUCAUUUUCGCGACCGCCCGUCGCGCGACCCGCCGGUCGAAUUAUUCGUCGUUUCCCGCCACCCGGUGUUGUUUUCGCGGAACAAAGGCCGGACAAAUUUCGCCCGUUGCCGUUGUAUUGUUAAUAUAAUUAUUCAAAGUCUACGUAUACCUAUAACAUUCUGCUGCCUGGUGCGCGCCGCUGCGAAGCACGCGGCAACUGCCUACUGCGUUUCCCUUCAUACAAGGCAUACCGCGGCCGUAGAACUUGUUAUUCAAUACGAAAUAUCGCCGCGGCGUUCGUGCGGCCGUCGGUAAUUCCGGGCGAUUACGCCCGUGACCGGAACUCCGCCGUCGUUAUGGCUGCGGACGUAACGCUCGGCGGCCCGCGGCGGCGGCGGCGGCGGUCGGUUCUUCCGUUUUCAGUCUUAACGAUUUUGAACACGAUUCAAAACUUUUGAUCGGAAAACGACGACGGCGUCGUGACGUUCCCGCGGUACACGGUAUCUUAUAUCGUGUUUUUAUAACCGUGGUCUCGUGCUCAUAAUUAGCAAAGGUCCAGGCCGAGUUCCAUUGUCCUCUGAACGCAGUCAAGGAUAAAAAAAAAAAAAAAAAAAAAAAAAAAAAUAUUACGGUAUUUAGACCUCAAAUCUAGACAAACCUUGUCAGACUUAAGUUGUUGACUAAGUUAUGGCGGAAGUGAUUUUUAAUAUUCCGAAAACUGUAUGACAGAGGACAUCAAUAGACGAAUACCAUGUUUCUGGUAUUAAUUAAAGAACUUAAAUAAAUUGUUUAUUUCAAUACCUAUCGACAUUUAAACCGGAUCUGACCGGAACACAGUAAAUUUCAAUUUAAAAAAGAGUUGAUACUCGGGAUGGGAGCGGCCACUGUUAUAUGUGAAAAGUUGGGAAGGUAGGAUAUAUAUGACGUAUAUGGUAAUUUCAUUUAUAUCUGUAAACAACAAUAAACCAUUGAUUGACAAAAGACGAUUUCGAGUGCAGUUUGCUAAUACAUAAUUUAAAGUGCCGUAAUUUUUUUUUUGCGAUUUUCGUUUAAAUAUGAUUUUAAAAUGCUUAUUUAAAAAAAAAAUUCAUACGAUCAUUUUGAAAAUUUGAUCACGUCUAGGUAAGUCAAAUAUAAGUAUUAUUAUCAAGUUUCUACGUGUGUUUAUGGUCAUAACCGAAUUACAGCAAAAAACUACCAAAAAUUAAAAUUCCUUAAAAGCUCAAAAGUGGCUCAAAAGUUUUGACAAUAAUACCGUAAGAAUGUAAACAAAAAAGGUAUCUAGUAAUUUUUUGACUAAAUCAUUUUUUUCUGGUAGAAAAUGUCGGCCGUGUUUUUUUAAAAAAUAAUGAAAUAGUGAAAUUGUAAGUUUUCGGUUAAGCGUCUUGGUUUAAUUUUUAAACUCGAUAAAUAUAUUCCUAUACCAUUUUCAUGGAGCUGCUGCCCUUUAUUUCAUAGUUCUCCUUAAUAAUACUUUACUCCAACAGGUUUAUAGUGUAAAAGAUCUUGGAAUCCUUCUUACGCCUUUUUUAAAUUUUGAACAGCAUAUGGUUACAGUGGUUACUACAGAUGAAAGAGCUUUAAACGUGUUAGGGUUUGUUAAACAAAAUACGGUGUCUUUUACCUCUUUUAAAUAUCUUCGCACCUUCUACUUUUCCUCAGUGCACUCUAUUCUCGAAUACGGAGUAAUGGUUUGUCUCUUUACCUAGCAAAGAACCAAUUAAUAUUAGAGCACGUUCGACAUAGGCUCUUAUCCUACGCCACGUAUAUACUCAAGAUAGACCAUCCUCCUCACGAUUAUUCCCUGAUUUUAAACACCCGAAAAAUAAUUCUACCUUCUUCUUGACAUUUGGAUGCUAAUUUGGCCUUUAUCACCUCCCUUUUUAAAUUGCUCAUUAAAUAUACCUGAUCUGCUAGCCAUGAUUUCUUUUCGCAUCCCAUCAUAUGGUACUAGAAGCCAUCAAUUAUUUCACGUCUCCACUCAUUCUAUGUCCUACGGGCAUAAUCACCCCUUCAUAGAAUGCUGUGUAAUGUAAAUGGUUCUAAUAUCGAUACUGUCCUAGUUUGAUUUUAAAGCUUCACUUAUCAAUUUUAUAUAUUUUAAGUAUGUAUAACUUAGUUGUAUUUGUAAAUAUUCUCAAAUAUUUUUUUGUUAUCUAUAAUAUUUCUUAUGUAUAUUGCCAUUAGUCGUUGAUUUUCAAAAUUAAAAAAAACAAAUAAAUAAAUUAUCCCCUCUGAAAACUAUUAAUAUGUUAACCUACAUAGUAACAAUAACAAUCAAUAUUAGAUUACAGAAUUAUUUUUAAAUUUACUCAAGUGACGAAAAAUCAAUUAAAAUUUUAUUUUUAACAUACCCAAGUUAACAUAAUAUAGAAAUUAUAAUAGAACCAUAUUUAAAAGAUAUAUAAAACUGACACGAUCUGGGAAAUUUAGGAGAGGGAAUCAUGUUAAAAUGUAAAAUCAAUAGAUGAACUGAUGUGCAGCUGGUGCAUAUUUUUUCUAUGUAUGUGAAGUAAUAGGUCGUGAAUAUUGAUUAUUCGAUGUGUGAAGCGCGCGCAAGAAGUGAAAUCGUUUAAAGGAUUGUUUAAAUAAAAUAAUGAGAAAAAAAAAAUUAAAUGUUCACGGGAGCAAGAAAAAAUCGAUUAUGUGUCUUUCCUGAGAGAUUAAGGUCCACGAAAGAGCCAAGGACGGCUAUGACUAGUGAGUGUUUAUAGAUAGGUAUCUACUGCAGUUAAAAGUGGAAAAUUGGCAUAUAUAUAUUUUUUUUAAAUAUUUUUAAUUCACGGUUAUUGAAAAAUAUUAGUAGUAUAAAAUAUAAGGCGAUGCUAUAAAACAUUAUUGUAGUUUCUUGAUUUUAUGCAAAGUAUUCGGAUUAAUAUUCCAAAAAAAAAAUCUAAAUUUAUAACUUCUUACUAGGUAUCGCCGGGUCUUGUCACACGAAAUCUAUAUUUCCUCCCAUUAUAAUAAUUGUAUUAUUAUAGUCCUUAUACGUCCCGUGGUGGUUAUGAAUUAAAAAAUUAUUCGAGAGACUUUUAAAAUUUAAUUACUCCACAACUUGGAAAUAAAAUAAGAAAAUUCUAAAAGUGAAAAAAUAUCAACCUAUUGUUUAAGUAUAUUUUUUACAUAAAUUAUAUAAAAAACAUCAGUGGCGUAACUAGGUCGAGCUACCCCCUAAUUAGUACGUAUAAAUUUAUAAAAUAUAUACACUUGAUAUUUUUUGAUUAAAUUGUCAAUUUUCAAACAUAUAUGGAUCCUUCCUUUGAAAAUAUUCUGGAAAAUACCACUGAAAAGUAUAUAUCUCACCAAAAUGAUUCGAUUGUGAAAUAUUCUAAUCGAAAUGUUAAUUGUGUGAUGUUGGUCAUAAACUUUUUCGUUGAAACACUAUUUUUUUGAUAAGGUUACAUAAAAUAAUCUCAAAUUAAAAUAUAUAACAUCAAAGAAUCGAAAUUUUGUGCAUUAUUAUAAAUCCAUCAUAAUUUUAUGGAUCAAAAAUUAACCUUCUUUUGUCAUAAUAUACUCAUCCAGAUCGAAAAAAUAACUGUUAUUGAGUAUAAUACUAGACUUCUGCACGAUAUCUGUUUUAAGUUUUUCUGAAAUUAUUUAUUAACCCGGAACAGUGAAAUAAGAAAAAAAUAUACAUUACUAAAGAAAUAUUACGAAUAUCAAUAACUGCGCUGUAUACUUAUUCAAAUUCGCUCUCCCUGACCUACCUACUAAUAUAUUACAGUGAAACCUCCCUUAACGGACACCUCUAAAUAGCGGACGUUUUUUCGGGGACGGAUUAUUGAAUUUAUUAAUUUGUUAAAAAACAUGUUUUCCUCUAAAUAGCGGACAAAAUUUCGGCGACCGAGAGUGUCCGCUAUUCAGAGGUUUCACUGUAUAAUAAUUUAUAAAUUAUCUCAACAUCUACACUAUAUUAUCUAAUCAAAAACUUAGAGAAAAUCGUCGAUACGUUUGGUUAGAAAUUAAUUAACUAUUAAUAAUAUGUAUUUUUAUGAAUGGAAACGUGUUUUUUUUUUAGUUUAUUGAUUUUUUCAUCAUUUAUAAGUAAAUAUGAUGGCCACUUCAAUUCUAAUAUUUUAUGUCGGCCAACAUGUCAUAUAUUCUAAUUAACAAAUCAAGGUCGUAAAAAUCACGGUAUUUCACUUACUGUUUUUAUAUUCAUGUGAAUUCAUCUUUUUUCGCUCCAUAAAUAUUUAAAAAUUCGGGACGAAAAAACGAGAACGGUUAUUUGUAAUAUUGUCUAGGUCCAAAUUAUUAAAACGAUUUCCAAUUCAAAUCAGUCAAAACAUAAUAACAUGUUUAAAACCAAACUCUGUUCAGAAUCGUUUUUCGUUCGCUACAAUACUUUCUAUUGAAAAAAAUAUAAACGAUGCAAAAAAUUAAAUCGUAUAGAACCCCGUCAAAAUUGAUGUGAACAUAUUUAAACGGUUUCAAAAACUAUUACGGCAGCUCGUCGUGAUAUUGAUAAAAUGUAUAAAAUAUAUUAUAUUAAUAUGUUAAAAUAUCGUUUCGUAUAUGGAUUCAAAAAGUUUAUAAACCGAAACGGGGAAAAUCGUCAGUCGUGUAUUGGCGGUAAGUGCACUACACCGCAUCAGUAAUCCGGGUGUUUGAUUUAUCGCGGUUGUCAAUUAUUAAGAAAGUUUUUGAUAAUAUUUUCGGUCCAACUCACGACGAGAGACUUAUAAUAAUAAUAAAUAGGUACCGAUCGGAAGAAUAAAUUGUGUUUGUAAAUUUUGCCGUAUCGAUUUUCGGGACCCCUCGCAUACACUAGCGUGUGCCUUUCGUAUCGAACGAAAUGAAAAUAGAAAAAAAAAGAAGAGUUUAUACUGUUGAUGGAUAUGCCACUGUUAUAGGUGUGAAGUUAGGAAGGUAGGAAGCAUAAAGUUGUUUUUUUUUGUAAUUUUAAGCAAUGAUAUUGCUAACGAAAAACGAUUCAGAGCAAAGUUCGUGUAUACAAAAAAGACCGUGUUAUAUUUACGAUUAUCAUCAACAUUUGAUCUUAAAACCAUUAUAAAAAAAAGAGUACAUUUCAUUCUUCUGUUUUUUUCUUUGGACUACUAAGUAAAACUUAUAAUGGACUCCCUGUUUAAAUUGGUGAGAAUUUUUUGUUUGGUCGAACAAUUAUAUUCACAUACCAAAUAAAAACUACAUAAAAAAAACUCGCAAACAUAAGAAAUGCCUUUAAAUAAUUCAUAAAUGCCAAAAUAUUUUGAACAUUUCACCAUGUUUAACAAAGGAAAACAGGAAAAAAUUCUUCUACCAUAAUUUCAUGUUUCUAUAAAUAUUUAAACUGAAUUACAAAAAAAAGAAAAUAAAUUUAAAAAAAUGAAACCAUUAUUUCCGAAAAAAUUCUCGUCCUUUCUACGUGUUUUCUUAUUCAACAAUUAAAUAAUUUAAAUCACAAUAAAAAUAUUUCACUUGUAAGUUUUUGAUAAAAACAUAAUUUUUGGUAGAAGACAUAAUUCGUAAAAAUUGUAAAUAUUCAAAUCGGGAAAAAACCAAAAUUCAACAAAAUAGGUCUCUAAUUAUUUUUCGGUUGGAAUAAGUUUAUGUUCGAAAGAAUGUUUACAUACAGAAAAAAAAACAUAUUAUAGUCAAACCAAUAGAUCCCUCGUUCCAUCCUGAAUCUAAAAUGAAAAUUAUUAUAAAAUACAUUAUAAUAUAAGGGUCUUAGUGAUUUGGAUAAGUAGUACAAUAAUUAGAUACAAGUUCUAUACUAUUUUGGUGCCAGUAUUCGGUAAGUAAUAAUUUACUAGCUGAGUUGAAUCGUUUAAAAGUAAUACAAAACAUUUUUCUUCUCAUUUUUAUAGACUUCGCACUUAGGAUUUAUUUUUCCAGUCACUUAUUUCAUAAUUUUUUUCCCUUUAGAAAUGACGGUUCCAAGGUUUUAUUUUCUGAAAUUCACAUUUUUAUGUAAAUAUCUAAUUGGAUACUUUUUAAAACUUCUAUAAACUAGUAAAUAUUAAAAUGAAUAUUGUGAUUUAUUUUUUUAAAAGUCAAAUAUUAUUUUUAACACUACGUUAUUAGUCAACUAGCGCUACUUUAUGGAACCCGAGACACAAUUAGUUACCUACCCUUAUAAAUCCGGGACCCAACUCGUAUGAUGUGCCGAUAUUUUUUAGUUACAUAAUAAUAACAAACAUUAAUGCAAAUUCACAUAAAAUAAAUGUUUGUAUUUGGUGAAUAAAAUUCUAGAUAUUCACAUUGAAUAACCACAGGUAUUUAAUUUUAGAUUCUGAGUGAAAUGUGAAAUGUAUUGGUUUCAUAAUGAUGUUAAUUUUUAUUUUUAUAUUUUUACUGUGGACCACUUUUCUACCAGCAAUUUUGCUGCAAAGUACAAUGAUAUCACUUUUCUGAAAAUAAAUUUGACUAAGAAGGUAAUUUAAGGAGGUUACUUUUUAAUUUUCUUAGGAGUUUGGAUGAGCAACAUGGGAAAACCAGAAAAAAUGUAUAAAAAACGGAAAAAUAGAUACAAUAUUAAACAAAUAUUAUUAAAGAAAAUAAUUUAUGCAUGGGCAAAUAAUUUUACCAUAAUAUACCAUUUAUAUUGUUGACAUAGCAAAACUAUUAAUUGAAUUCCACUCAGAAUCGGUUUCUCGUUACCAAUGGUUUGUCGUUGCGUACAGAUAUACAAUCAAUUUCUUUUCUACUACCUUUCCAACUUCUUAUCUACAGCAGCGGUCCACCCAUGUGUGAAGUAUGUCCAUAUUCUUUUUUGUUUGGAGAAAGGGGUGUUAUAUGCCCAGUCAAAUACUAAAACGAAAAAUAAAAUAGUACAAUUUAAAAUUGCAAGAUCUUAAUAUAAGGUUUUUGAGUAAUAAUAUUUAUUGAAAAGUAAACUCGAUCGGCACAGAUCACUGGAUUUUCUUGCUAGUAAUAAUAUGCCAGAGCUGUUAAAAUUAUUAAUCACUACCAGCAACGCUAUAACAUCUGCGUAUUACAAGUGUUUCCAUAAUGGCAUUUUUUUUUUUUUUAGAGACCUUUUACAAUGAUUUUUUGAUGGUGUACUUAGUAUAAUGUAUUAUCACUUGCCAAUAAUUAUUGUUCGGAUGACCCCCGUUUCUUCCGCGAUUAGUUCAAUUGUUCACUUUUUAAUGGAUGACCCUUUUGUAAUUUGUCUUUUCUAUUAUUUCUUUUCCGAUUUUGCGAUGUCUUUUGUGCUUUCUUUUUCUAUACGAAUAUAAGUACUAAAGCUUGCAGACUGCAGUGUUUCCGAUGCGACAUUAUUUUAUAUCAACAAAGGAUAUCGAUAUUGUCAGCAAUAUACGCGUGUGCAGGGUAAUAAUAGAGUAAGAGGUUUGAGAAUAAUUUAAAAAAAAAAAUUUUUUUCAGUCAGCAAAACAACUUUAAAAUUCGAAAUUUCGAAUAUUUUUAGACCGUCUCAAAAAUAAUUACUGUGCAACAAAUAUUACAUUCGAAUGCUAAUAACUCCGAGUAAAAAUUCCCGUCUAUAUUCUACCUUCCCAACUCUCCACCUCCACCAGUGGCUGCACUCGUCCCAUUAUCUUAUCUUUCUUUUCUUUUUUUUUUUUGUAUGGACUAGGAGUUGGUCGGAAAUGUAUAAUACACUUUUACUGUUAUUGAAAACGUUGAGGAAAACUUGGGGAAAAUUUGAAAUGAGAGAAAGGAAAGAGGAAAAGAUUAUUUUUAAAAUUUAAGAAGAUUUAUUUAUUUGAUUCUUAUAUCGUCUUCUAGGCCCAAAAAUAUUUCCAUCAUUUUUUGUUUCUACAUGCAGCGAAGACUACUUUUUUUCUGGACGUGUAAUUGUUUGCUUGUUGAGAUAUUUCUUUCUCUCUCGAUUAUUUGCGCAAUAUUCCUUAAAUUUUAAGGACGUUGUCGUUACAAAAAAAAAAAAAAAUGUAUUUAUUCAAUAAGGUUAUAUUUUUCAAAAUUACAUCAAAUGAUUUAAGUAUUUGGACGUAACCGUUGGCCCAAAAUGUGUAUAAUUUAAUCCAAGAAAUAAAACAUAUUUUGCCGUAUCCUUUAGUAUUGAAAAUUCAGUAAAAUGAUAAUAACAUCCAAAUAUCGCAAACAUUGCAUAUUAUAUAAUAUUUAAGUACAGACCAUUAAACAAAAAAAUAAAACGACACUACACUAUUAAUGUUUAAUGUUAUAGUAGCAUAUAAACAAAAUAUAUUAUAUAUAUAUUUGAAAAAAAAAACUGAAAUAUUAUUUAUUCGAUGCAUUGGAAACACGUGUGAAUUCGUUUUUUCUUUUCUGUGCACAUCAUUUAUCAUUUUUAUUGGUACUUUACGAACCCUAACCCUUUAAAAAAUAAAAACUACAAAACCAAUAAUAAUACAACGUAUAAACAAAAUAUAUACAAACUUCCAUAGGUAGUAAAAAGUCGUCAAGUGUUAAAAAUUUGAACUACUUAAAAUCACUUAGCACUUGACAUAUUAUUUUAUAGAACGUGAAUAUUUUCUUAUAAUAAACAAACAUGCGUUCAUAUAAAACAUUUUGUCCGGUUAUGGAAAUAUCUAAGACAAGCAGAUUGUGACAAGACAUUCCGAUUUAAGUAAAAAAUUACCGAAUUUUUAGUGGAUGUCCUGUUAAAACUUUAAUUCUAGUCGGGAAAGUAAAACCUAUCGAUUAUCAUUUAAUGUCUCAUCUUGAUCUCGUAAUUUUAUUGUAAAAUAAUUGAUUAAAUAAAUUAGUUGUCUAAAAUAUGGUAAUAAUCGUAAAAUAGUAAUGAUGUAAAUUAUAAUGAUAUUAUAACGCUAUUAAUAUUUUUUAUUUUAUUAUAUUGUUUUAUGCAAUCAGCACUAUCAGCAUUAAUAUUAUUAUUGUUACCGUUAAAAUAUAUUUUGGGUAAAUCUACUUAGCAAAUUAUAUUAAGCGGUCACCGUUCGUAAGAGAAACAGCGCUAGGGUUGUGGGCCGAUAUGUUUAUUUUAUAAAAAUUAUUGGAAAAAGAUAAUUAAAAUAUAUUUUUGAAAAUUACUCUUCUUUGGGGUUUUGACUGAAAGACUCGGAAAAUGAAUCCAAAAAGUGUUCAAAUAAAUGAUUGUAUUAUAUUUUAGAAUAUUCAUUUUUUUUAAAAUUAAUUUUAUGUGUAAACACGUUUUCACAAGGUUACUUAACGUUCUGUAAUACUAACUAGUUGAUAGUACACACCUAUAUACGAACGUUCUUGUUUUAUACCAAUACUCACUAUCGGGUCCUUAUGAUAUCAAAGCAUAUUGAAAUGAACUACCCACCUUAGUUGAAAAGCAUCAGGAAAUCCCUCGAUUAUUUAGCCAAAGCAUCGAAGAUUGAAGGACGUAUUUUAGUGUUAGAAUACCGUGGCGUAUGAAGACGUAAUAUUCCCUUGGAUGUCCGGUAAGUAAAGUUCAUUAAUGAUGGUUUUGGGGUACAUUUUUUGAUGACUGUCAUAUGCGUCCAAGGAAAAACAUUGUGUAUACGAUAGUGUUAAAUCUCAAUGUCCACAGUUUAUCUCUAUUAACAAAAAUAUUGAGCUAAAGAGUAUUAAAACGACUAAUAUUAUAUUCUCUUUAUUAACUAAAUUCAAGAGAAGCAGUUAAAAAACGAGCUAUUCAAAUUUACGGAGGAAGUAUAUAAAUCAGGAGUCAUUUUUAAAGACUUCCAGAAAAGUAUUAUCAUCUCAAUACCAAAAAAGGCAACCGUAGACAAAUGUGAUGACUUCCGUACACUAAGCCAUAUAGCCCACUCUGCAAAAAUACUAGUAAAAGUCAUAUGUAAAAGAAUGGAAAAUAAAAUAGAAGAGCAACUAGGGUGUGACCAGGGUGGCUUUAGAAAGAAUAAAGGGACAAGAUAAGCAAUAUUAAAUCUCAGAAUACUAACAGAGAAGCAGUUAGAGUUGAAUAAAGACACGCUGAUUGCCUUUGUGGACCUAGAAAAGGAAUUUGAUAUAGUGAGCUGGCAAAAGUUAUUCCAGACUCUACAGCAAAUAUGAGUGGAUUACAAGGAUAGACUAUUAAUACACAAUUUCUACAGACACCAGACAGGUGAAAUUAGAAUAAUAGAUAAAUCUGCAACGGAAAAAAUACGGAAAGGCACUAGGCUUCGAAACGCAGUGCUGUCGGAGGAUGCUAAAAGUUUGCUGGACUGAGUUCCGUGCCAAUGACAGCGCACUUAAUAAAAUAGAUGAACCUAGAGAGUUAUCAAGAUAAAUCAAAGAAAGAAGAUGGAGACUAAUUGAACAUACCUUAAGACACGAGAAGUAACGAGAAUAUUGGAAAAACAAACAUAAGGCAAAAGAGACGGAGGACGUCAUAGAACAACGAUAAUCAAAAAAGUUAAUGAAAGAAUGGCCGUAACAGAGAAGAGUGGAGGGACUAUGAAAGAAUGCUGUAAAAGUAACUUUAGGAUUGAUUCCUAAAGAAGAAAAUUGACUAAAUUAUAUAUUAGUUAUUUAUUUUAAGACUUUAACAUUUUUUUUCAUAUGAUUAUUAAUAUGGUCCUCAGCAGUGGAAUAAUGAGAGUAAGCAGUGAUAUUGGACUAUCACAUAUUUAUUCCCACCUAUUACUCAACCUUUAGAUAGGUUCAUGGUAUCUGCCUCAAUUACACAAAAAAAAAAAAAAUUGUAUUAUUUUAUAUUAAUCGUAUUUUCAUCAUAAUUUUUAGAGAAAUAUCACAGUAAUGUGUUUACCGUUUCGGAUAAAAAUAAUAUUCGUUUUUUAUUUGUUUAUGAAAACACCGAGAUAAACAUUAAUAUUUCGUUUUUAUUUAUAUUUUAACUAUUACUAUCACUAUUGAUAUUUGAACUCAGUAUUUGAUUUUAAGAGGAGUCAAAGAAGAGGAAAAACAUUAAGUUUAAUAUUUUCGAAAGUGAAAUCUUACGUGAAAAAUAAAAAAAAUAUAUGUUUUAAUCGAAAUAUAAUACUACGAUUUUUGUCUAUUAUGUAGAUACAAUUUUGUUUACGAAGCGAAAAUGUUCGAAAAUUUGCCAUAAAAAUAGGUUCAUCAUCAAACUGUUUAAAAAUAAGAAUAAAUUAAAAAAACAAAUUAUUAAAUUAGAAAGUCCAAUGCCAACUGUGGAAAAAGAAGACGGGUUCAUCAAGUUUAUUUGUUGAAUGUUUAUUUUAUUUAGCUGCAUCGGAAAAACCGAAAAAAAUCGCGCAAAAAACAACUGAAUAUGAAGAGGAAUAACUUAAUAAUGUCCGUCUAAUCUAUGGACAAAAACCCGACAGUAAAUAUUAUGGGUUAGCCAUUAGGUUAUACUUACAAGACAUUCGGAAUGUAUAUUUACUCAACAGUCACCAGCUCAUAGUGGUUACUGGUGACUGGUAGAAGAAAUUUGGAUUUUAUUACCGGUGGUCCCCAAUCACGGUCCGUAUCCCCUAUUUUGUUUUUGUUCUUGUCAAAUUAAAAAUUUCUAGUUAUUUCUUGUACGCUCUUUUUUUUAAUUAUUGUUAAUAUUGGUUCUUGUUAUCAUUAAUUUUUUUCCAGGAUAAGGGACCUGUAAUUAAAUUAUAAAUAUUUGUAUUUAUUACUAAAACUAAUAUCGUUCAUGAACAUGAUUAAAAAUAACUAAACAUAGUGAAGAAUAGUAGAUACCUAGGUUAUUUUGUUAUUUUAAAGAACAUAUUUUGGAUGAUAAUUUGUAAUUAGGACCAUCCUUAGUCCAUAAAAUAUAUUAAACUCACUGCUAUUAUACUACCUACUUAUACGUAUAUUAUUAACAUAUGGCUUACACCUAUUUAUUGUACUCACUGUCUUCAGAAUUGACAAUUUUGACAAUUGACUAUACAUUAUUUAUGUUGACGUUUGGGUUUCCUUCCCAACUACGACGGAUUGGUCGAAGUCUUCUGAAUCCGAUAAAUUGUUCAAAAUACUCAUGUUUUAUGAUAUUAAUUAGUUAUACACGAACAAUAAAAUAAACAAAAUAAGUAUUAUUAUUCCCGCCUGAAAUUCGAAUACUGUAAUUAAUGUAGGGGUAACAUUAUUACAGAAUGUUGCAGUGGGGAAGCGAACAGUCUCAUCCUAUUAGCAAUAUGGUUACGAAAAUCGUGAACGGCCAAUUGUCCCCGUUACCGUACAAAUUUAUCUAAUCGUUAUUAGUUACGAUUUUAAGGGGAAAUGUUCACCAGUUAUACAUUCCGAUUAUCAUUGGUAUAAUUGCUACAAUUAAUAAAAUAUUUGUAUGGUACUCCAAGAACAGAACGCAAUAAUCGAAUUGGCAAAAUAAAAUAAUUGGGACUAUACCUAAUAAGACUUAAAUAAAAUUAACAUCUCUUGUAAUUAUUGAACUCAGCCUAACACGGAGAGGGCUUAUUCUAUUACACCCCCCUUACACCAAUUUUCAAACAUAAUUCAACAAUUACAUUAGGUUUAAUUUUUUAUUUGAUUUAUUUUAUUUAAUAUUUAAUAUUUAAUAUUGUUUAGUUGGUACAAUGAGAAGGUAUUUUUUUUUUUUGUAGUUUUCUUAAUAAUGGAGGAUCCACAAAUCGAAAAGAUUACUUAAUACAAAUUAUUCAUCACUUAAAAAAAAAAAUUGUUUGUUAACAAACAAUUACUUAGUUACGCGUAGAAUUAACAACAUUUAUCGGAAACGAUAAACCAAUGCUAACGAAAUGACAAUUCUGAGCGGAGUUCAGUUGAAAGUGUUGCUUUCUCAAUAACAUAUUAUACGUCAUAAUAUGGUAAAAUAUGUGUCAAAUAUUUUUUUAAAUAAUGUUUGUUUCAUAUUAUAUCUGUUUUCCUGUUUUACCGGUUUCCCUAUUGUUUUCUUCUGUAUUUUUAGCAUUUUUUGAGAAAAUUCCUGAGAAAAUAAAAAAACGACUUCCUUAAAGUACCUCCCCAAUCAAAUUUCCUUUCAGAAAAAGUGCUAUCAUUUUAAAUCGAGCUAUAUUUCCUAUAUUUCUGGUAUAAACGGUGUUCACAGAUAAAAAAAAAAAAAAAAAAACACUAUUGUAAUACCAUAAACUUUUUUGCUCCACUUAGAAUAUAAAAUUAAGUUUAUAUCAUUCUAAAGUAUGGAUAGAAAUAUAAUUUUAAACCGAUAUAUUUUUUUAUUUGUUAUUUUUUGAAUUUUCAUUAAAUCUUAAACUUGUUAACAUAACUUUAUGAGAACUUUUCCCAAAUCAGGUUUUAUUCAUCUUUUGAAGAUAAAAAAACAAAAUCGCCCUUUACCAAAAAAAAAAACUUCAGUAAUAAAGUAUUCAACAAAUUUCACGAAAAUAUACACAUAUAGGUAGUACCUAGUGACAUUUUUCGAAUUUGUAUCAUUUGAUAAUUAUUUUUCUGGAUUUGGUGUUUAUAAGUUUAUCAAUAACGGAACUUAUAGCCAUGAGAAAUGUUUGUACUUAAAUGUUCCAUUAAAAACAACAAUGUAUAAAAAUAUCACUGAAUACCUUUUAAAUGUUUAUUCUUGUCUUAUUUUUUUUUUCUUAUAAAAUAUUAAAAUUCUUAAUAAAUUAAAACUUAAAUAAUAUACAGACUGACGCUCUUAAAUACUAAAUAAAUUUUAUCUAAACAUGUCACGCCAGAAAUUUCGUUCAUAAUCAUAUUACAUAAUAUUAUUUCUGUCUAAUUACAACCGGCCUCCGCAUAUUCAUAUAACGGCAAUUUGUUUUAAUUAUAAUAAACUUAAAAUAGCGACUGAUUUAUGUUUCAUAAUAUUCGGCUAUAAAUUAUUGUUAAAAUAUAAUUUAAAGGAAUAUGAACAAUAAUAAUUUAAAAACUUCGUCCCUUAAUAAUUUUUAAUAAGACAAACGCCUAAGUUUGUCUAGUUUUUACAAUUUGAAUCGCACGUCUUGAAAAAAAAUACCUUCUUCUCCAAAAAACAAAAACGGCCUCACAAGACCAUCCUUCAUACAUUUAUAGUCUCCUUCUUAUUAGUUCAUGUAUAUCUAUCUUAAAUACAUCUUCAUACCUCAUUAUCGCUCUCCGAAUGGUUAUUUACCCAGUCAGAUUUUUUUUAAGCACCACUUGAAGUAAUGGGUAUCAACUUCUCCAGGAGUGCCUUGACUAUUGUAAUCUCUUAAUUCUGAUGGCUUUGACGACGUUCUUCAGUGUUUCUAGUUCCACUCAUUGUUCUUAAUAUCUUUAACUGAUUGAAACAUUUUUCUCAGGAUUUCUCCAUCAAAGAUUACUUUCGUCGUAUUAAAACAUAUAAUAAUACGUAUACAUGUAUAAUAUUUUCAAGUAUAAUUCGUUAAUUUUUUUAUUGAUGUUCUCCUUUCUGUAUUUAGGUCAUCCCUUGGCUGCAUAAUAUCUGUUCUCUAUCUUGUUCUCAAUUCCAUUAAUUUUUCCUAUCUCCACACAUGUCUAGCCCAUUUCUGUUUAGUACUUUUGAGGACUUCUUUUAUUCCUCUUUUCCGAUAUUGUUCUUUCACUUACUCGUAUUUGUUAUUCUCUUCUGAAUUUUAUUGAAACAUUUUUCCGGAUCAAGAAUUUGUCUUGAUAAUUUUCUUUCCAAAACGCCUAAACGUUUUUCGUCCGACUUUGCCUUUACUCAUUAUUUGCAUGCAUAUAAAAUAUAAAGCCAAUACCUAGCCUAACUAUUCUCUUUUGAAGCAUCAUUUUUGUUUUUGUCUGAAAUUGUGUACUUCAAAAAUGGCCUCAAUUUAGAAUUUAUUAUUUACAGCAAUAAACUAAACAUAUUCGACAACUAAUAAAUUAAAUUAUAAAAUAAUAAUAAGAUGAGAGUGUUUAUUAAGUGUUAAGUUUAUUCGAUUUUUCUGAGUUCAAGUAUAACAAAGGAGAUACUAGUUUUACUAAGAUGUGUAUUUUUAUUUUAUUUUUUUCUCAAAACGCAUUUAUGGUUAUCAAAAAUAUUGUGACUUUCUAUGUCGUACCUUAAAAGAUGCCUAUUUUAGGUAUUUACUUUAUUUAAAAUAUUUUUCAAAAAUCGUUUCUUACGUUUUUUUUUUUUUUUUUGGUUUAGCAAAUGCUCCAACUUUGCAUAAAGUCCCUCAAAAUAUAUGAAAUUUCUGCCCGAUAGUACUAUGAAUAUUUAUCAACAUUUUUAGUUGUAUUCUUUUUAGAUCCUUUAUUAUAUAAACUUUAUAUAUUGAAUCCUUUUUUUUUUUUUAAUUUCUGGAUCACCUUGGCUGCAAUGAAAUAACCACGAUUUAGAAUUUUAUUUUGUUAGCAAUAAUUUUUUGUUGCUAUUAUAAACUAGCGUAUAAACCAAACUACCCCUAUCUUAUACCUUCUACACUUCACACCUGUAAAAGUUACCUAUCCAACAUUGUACUUUAAAUAAUUUUAAUCAGAUUUCGUAUAAAUAUAUAACUUAAAUAUUUACAUAAAAGUCAAAGAAAUCUCCUAAAAUAAUAUUUGCUCAUAAAUAUAUCGUAUCUCAUAUAAUUUGGCAACGAUAAUCAUGUGAAACGCUUAAACCUAGCGCGAUAAAUCAUUUUAAUGUCGUAAAAAAUUAUUUUUAAAAAAUUAUAUCACUGGUUUAACAAGCAGUAACGCUUGUUGGAGUAGUUAAAUAUAAUAUUUUUAAACAUUUUUGAGUUUUUUUUUUUUAUCCAAAAAUUAUAAUACAAAGGCAUUGCAUAGAAAUUUGUAUUAUUUUAUUUUUUAUUUUUGUAUACAAAGUUAGUGAUGUUCAAAUAUUUAACCAGCCGUGGUAUUUCGGAACAAAUAAUUGCUUCAAUGGUAUUUUUUUUUUUUGAUUAUUUUGAUUGUAUUAUAUCAUGUAUAAUGAAUACAAAAAAAAAAAAAAAAAAAAAAAAAAAAUAAUCUCAUUGUGGUUUAAUACUACACAUCACGAGUAAUAGUAAGUAUAUUAUGGUAUAAUGAUAAUAUUUUGUUGAACUAAAUUGAAAUAAAAUAAUAUUAUUUUAUCGUUUUGCGAACAAUGAGGAUAUUUUUGCGUUUUAUGCAAAAUGAAAAAAUGGUUAUUCCAUUUUAUGUCAAAAUUAUUGUUUCAGCGUUUUAAAUCAUCAAUGAUUUCUAAUUUCCGAAUGUGCAUACAAAGUGCAUUAUUUAUCCUGGUGCUCUAGAACAAUGUGUUCUGAAUGCAUAAUUCGAUUUGUAUAACAGCUAACUAUUUGAAAAGUGAAAUUUAUAUUUUUCACAUUUCCAUUUUAAAAAUAUUUAAAGCGUUUUAAAGUUAUUUUGACAACUUAUAAUUUAUAUGACUACCUAUUCAAUACAAAAUACACGAUUGAUUCUUUUCUCUUCAGAAUCAUUUUUGAAUUGUAAUAAUUUACUGUUGAUAUCAGUCUAUAAAUAAAACUCAGUAUAAGAUUAAUUACAUAUAUUUUGAACUAUUCACCCACUUUAGUUGACAAACCCAUGGAACGAAUUCACAUUUUGUUUGUGUGUAUUUGCAUGACAAUUUAAAACUGUUUUUUGUUUUCAUUUUUGGAAACAGUUCAUUAAUUUUAAAUACAUAAUAAGACCUUUCUAUUGCAUUUUCUGAUAUUUUUCAUUUUUAGAAUAUUUUUUAAUAGCGAAAUUUCAACAAAAACGAUUUGUGGUUAUUUUUAAAGCGGUUUCCUAUUCUAUAAAUAAUUCGUUGAAAAUUUCGUGAUAAUUUCUAGAUAUCCAAAAUCUUAUUUCAUAAGCAAAUUAUUAUUAUUCCAAAACUAACGUCAACAAAUAUCGUCGUUUAUGAUUUUUCACGCUGCGUCGAAAUUAUUACUCGUAUAAUAAUAAUGUAGAUGUUAAAAACGAACCGAACCAGACUGAUUUUUCUUGUUCGUCCGAUCGAUCGGGUGUACCUACUGAAAAAUGGCAUUUCGUUUUGCUCGCUAACACAAACCGACUUGUAAGAACAUAUACUACCAGACUACCUAAUCCAUUAUUAUCGCGAGUGCGUUGUAAUUACCACGUCUCGGGAAAGCGUGUUCUCUAAUAUUAUAUAGCGCGUAGUGGACCUAUAAUAAAUCUAUUGAUUUUACGACAAGUAUAUAGGUACCUAGUGUAAAUUCCUCCCCCCCCCCCAAUACUGCUUCACUCGUGCUAAACGCGUUAAGCGAGUUGUUAACGACGCGUGUCCCGUAGGUUAUUUCACAUAUUAUAUUGCGAGUACGUAGUUGAUCGGAAAUUACCCGAAGAUUGAACUAUACACGGCCGGUUAGAUAUUAGAAUUUCGAAUUUUCUGUUGUUUCCAAUCAAAUUAUAAUAAUAAAUAUGUUGUAACGAAUCACUAGAUUGUCAAUUAUUCUGACUAAAUCUGCAGCCAAAUGCAGCCUUGAUAGCCAAAUGAGAUACAUAUUUUUUUUUUUUUAUUAACUAACCCGUGACUAAAAUAAACAGAUAUGCCAGCAAAAUGUUUGUCCUUCGUAUGUUCUGGGUGCCUCAGACUCGAAAUAAAUAAUAAACUCAAGAACGAAUAAAUGAUUUGAUAAAAUGUAUUUAUAGUAAUCACGGUUAUGACACGGAAUUAUACCAAGUCUAUGCAUGAAUUCUAUUGUAAAAUAGGAUGAUAAAUAGGAAUAUAAUGUAUAUCUGUAAGCAACAAUAUAAAUCAUUGCUAAUGAAAAACAAUUCUGAACGGAGUUCAGUUGAUAGUGGUGCUUAGUCAACAAUAUAUAUAUGUCAUUUCGUAGUAAAAUAAUUAAGUGGCUUAAUUUAUUUUUUUUAAUAAAAUUUGUUUAAUGUUCUACCAAUUUUCCCAGCUUUCUUACGAUUUUUUCGGUAUUCCCAGGUUUUACCCUGGGUUUUUUUUACAUUUUAUGGAAAAACUCUAGGGAAAAUCAAAAAAUGAACACUCUAAAAUACCUCUUUUGUAAAAGUAUCUUUUAGAAACACUGCUAUCAUUAAAAGUUGGAGCAAAAUUGCUGGCAUUGUCCACUAAAAAAAAAAAAAAUUUAAAAAAACUUCUUAUAUCAUACUAGGAAUGAAAUUAGCAGUACGAAAUUUAAUGUAGAAUAUUUAAAAAAGAGAGCUUCCAAAAAUUACAACAAGUUUCUAAUAAUGUCCAGCACGUUUAUUUACUUAUUAAAUAAAUGGCUUAUUAAAUUUUAACAUUGCUGGUUUUGUUUAAAAGUUCUUCUAAUAAUGUAAUAGCAACUUUACGUUCAUAAACUUUCCCCAACUUCAAGCUACAACAGAAGUGGCUCAUCGAUUACAGUAUGAGCUAUAUUUUUAAAAUUUGUUUUACUAAUUGUAUUGUUUUUUUCCCCGACAAUAUAGAAUCUACAAAGAAGCCGUCCGACAACGUCAGGCCCUAUCACGGACGUCUAGUAAUAUAAUUCUAAACAGUAUACACCAACAUAGAAUCCAACACUACAGCCACAGACUGCGGCCACCGGAUAGCGAAAUGCCCAAUGGAAACGGUGAGUAUUUUAAAAACACAUUUUUACUCGAAAAUAUUGGUAUUUCGUCGAAUAUUUCUUUCGUCCGUUAUUAUAGGUAUAUUUUGUUAUUAACCAUAAAACCUGUUAUAAUAUACUCGAGAGUCCGUCUCGGUAUCUGGAUAUGUCCGUCGAAAAUGUCAACGCGAAACUAUGAUGCGUUACAUAUUAUAAUCAUCGAUCGUCCGGAAAACUAGAUGAGGACGAGUAUAUUGUUAUAU
Messenger RNA from Cinara cedri, 82822 nucleotides. The record is from the annotation of a GenBank genome assembly. Lineage: Eukaryota; Metazoa; Arthropoda; Insecta; Hemiptera; Aphididae.